This is a messenger RNA of Pelobates cultripes (western spadefoot toad), 48575 nucleotides long. NCBI's taxonomy places the organism in Eukaryota, Metazoa, Chordata, Amphibia, Anura, Pelobatidae. The record is from the annotation of a GenBank genome assembly.
GAUCUGAGCACUGUGUCACAACACAGCUCAGCUCAGCUCUCACAUCUGGCCACGUUCUCAUACAAGCAGCUGGGACAAAGUGGGGAGCUUACACGGAACACGUGAAAUUGUUCCCCAGAAGGAAGAUAGAAUGUCUUCUAAGCAGAUCUCCUCUAUGACCUACUGUGCAAGAAUAGUGACAUCUAAAAGUUUUGGAUUGUGUUCUUUCUUUGGUUGAUUUUUAUACGAUUUACAUAUUGUAUUGGAAUAUAUCUAACAUUCAAUGUACAUACAUACAUACUCUCAAAGAGUGUGCAAGUUGGAUGCUCAUAGCAAAGAUAAAGACUUGUUUUUGAAAAAUUAGAUGAGAAGCAAGCUGAUCAGGAAUGAAGAUAUUUGCCAAUACCAUGACGGUGUAUGUCUUAGUAGACAGCAAUCAACAUGUUGUUGAGAAAGAGAUGCAGAUCGCUGCUAUGCCAGCUGCAGUUAUUUGUGCUUAUGUUGGGGAUGCUAUUGCUACUAUUGAUGAUCACAGUUCUGGAUCCAAUAUCCCAUAGUGUGGGCACAUCCAGAGAUCCGUAUCCACAUCACAACGAGGUUGACGAUGGGUGGCCUGCCAUGGGCUUGUUUCUGGAGAGGGAUAAUAACAGACAAGGGUACAAGGUGGAAGUCCUUUCUCCUUUAUCUUCUUUAAGGGAUGAAGGUUUGAUUGCAAUGAAGAUGUCUGGACCUGCGCAAGGUCUUGACAGGGUCAGGCGAAAAAUGUACAAGAUAGUGGGUCAACCCAAGAAGAAGAAUGAAGAGGACAUACCAUCUGUGGUAUGUGUCACGCAAAAAGGAAACGCACUAAAUAGACAAGGUUUGGACUCGUCUGCCAGCCAAAGAAUUCCCUUACAUAGGAAAAUACCGGAGGGUCGGCACCCGCUGUGAGUAAUGCAGAGACUAUAUUUGUGUCAGUAACAGAGAUAUAUGGAGUAUUAAUUCUCCAAGUUGAGCACCUGUGCUGUUUAACACCAGUAGAAAAGUUCUGCUUUAGUGCUGCGUAAUGCAAUGCAUAUGGCAUGAAAAUAUCAGCACAUCUGCUAUGCCUGUUCACAUACAGUUUGCAUGUGUGUUUGUUUAGGAAAAUUCUGUGCAUUUGCAAGUGUUUUCUAGGGAAGACAGUGUGUGUUAAGGAGCAGAAUUAAAGAAAUAUGCUACGGGUUGAGUUGUAUGUCUACGGAAGGCAUUCCUGUGUGCAUUCAUUGAGAAGGGGGAUUCCAUUAUGCUUAGAUGGGAAAAUCGUAUAUGCUUUAGGAUUUUAGGGGUGAGGGGCUCUUUGUGCAUGUCAGAUGAUUCAGUAUGUCACUAUAAAGCGGCUUUGUCGCCUUAUUUUGUAAAGACUCCCAAAGACGACAAUGCUGCUCAGCGUUCGAUGGACGGUGGUGCAGUGGAGGUAAGUUAUACUUACCUGAAGCUGUCUGCUAUUCUAAUUUAUCAGAUUCUGCUCCUUCGUCUGCCAGCAGCCCACAGCGUUAGUCUUGCAUAUGCGCACGAGUACAACACUGAUAUCUAGACCGCAGGAGCCUCCAUAGAUAUUGACUCAAAAUGAGCAAAAAAGUGCUUUAUGUUAAGGACUGGGGGAAGGGACAAAGCUUGACGGCAGUAAGUCCGCUUUUUGUCAAGACAGAGAUUUACCAUAAGACAAAGUUAUUCCCACUUUGUCUUUUGCUAACUUUUGACAGUAUGUGAAUUUUAAUGGAAUGUGUAUAUGAGCAUUUUAUUAAGAUUGUCUCUUUAUGUGUGUAUGGUGUGUAUGGUGAUCAUUGUGUGAAAAUGUAUUUUGAAGGAGGAUUCUGUGUAUGUGUAUAUUUAAGGGACACUCUAGGCACCAUAACCACUUCAUCAAACUGAAGUUUCUGCCUUCCCUUGGUGCCAUUUAUCUAUGCAGGGUUAUAUAUAUAGCCUGGACCCUCUUGACUGCUGGGGCUUAUGCUCCCCCAUUACCCAUGCAGUUAUAGGCACUGCUGUGCAUCUCCAUCUUAGCCAUGCCUCCAGUGGAGGACAGAAACACAGUGAUAAAGGGCAACGGCCAACAAAUUUUCACAAUGUUUUUUUCAAAGUUUAUUACAUUUAAAGAAACUUAACAAUAUUUAAAAAUAUCCCUUUGUAUUUGGCUGAGCAGCCAUCAGAAAAUUUAUAGUGAAUGUAUUACAAUGUUUUUUUUAAUCCUUGUAUUAUGUCAAAAAAUAUACUGUUUGUAUACCAAUUGUCUUCUUGUAGUCUUAAAUAAAGAAUUUAAUAACAAUAAGAACAAUAAGAUGUGAAAAUGUGAUGACAGUUGCCCCUUAAAUAUUUAAAACAUAAUGGAAGGACAGAACUCUAGGCACCAUAACCACUUCAUUAAUAUAAUGUGUUAUGGAGCCAUGUCUGUUUUUAGAAUCUGAAUGUGUACACAUACUUUAUGUUAGAUAAGGAAUCUUUAAGUGUAUCUGUAUGUUUUGUCUGAGGAAUAUAAAUGAAUGGAUGUAUGUGCCUGGUUUUGUGUGCUAAGGAAGACUGUAUUUUUGAGGGAGACAGUCUGUGUGUAGGAAGGGAAUUUUGCAAUUGUACUGUUAUCUAACAUCUAUGGGCUUUAUUCACUAAACACCAAAUUGUAAUGAGCUAAAAAUUUGAAAUACAAAAUUUGGGCAAAAAGAACUGAUUUCAAAAUUUGUCCGAUUCACUGAUAGUCACAACUUAGCUAUUUUUGACUACAUUUUACAAUUCUGAGGUCACCGACUACCCAUCCCUUUUUGCCGAUUGUAUCAACAUUUUUCUGAGUCUGUAGUUCCAUAUCUACCCACUGUAUAGUGUCAUGGCAAAUUAAGCUAAAUUGUACAUUUGCAUAGGAUUUGUUUUCCAUGAACAGACUGUUACCAACAUUAAAGGGGCACUCCACUGUUCAAAUACAAAAUAAAUAAAAAUCAUUGUUUAGUAGAUAUGCAUUUAAUUAUGAAUUUUUUUUCAUUGGGGUAUGUAUAAAAACUGAUUGCAAAACCUGCAGUUCUCUGUCUGCAGCCUUGGCAAACCAUCCCAUUCUGACCCCGCCUAGACUUUGUGGCUGUCCAAUCACAGACUUCCCAAUGCAGCUCAGUGAGAAGUCUUUGCAAGGCAGGUGCAUUGAGCAAUUGCUGCCUAUUGAGUUUAGCUACACUGAGCUAACCAAACAGGAAGUAGCAUGAGGGGGGUGUAACCAGGGUAAUUUAUAAAAGUAUAAAAAGUGGCACACUCUUCACACAUAAACCUUUUCAGCUAGCAAAUAUUCUUUAGGGUCUGGAGUGCCCCUUAAAAUGCAUAUUUCUAAUGUUAUAGUAUCCUAGUCAACGCCGGUUUUGACACAUUAAUCAGAGGUAUUAAUAAUUGGUUUUUUUCCAUACAGUUGUCUCCACCAGAGUUACCAUGAAAAAUUACCCACAGCCAGUGUUAUUAUCUCUUUUCAUGAUGAGGCUUGGUCUACACUCCUGAGAACGGUGCACAGCGUGCUUGACAAUUCUCCCAGAAAUGUUGUAAAGGAAAUUAUCUUAGUCGAUGAUCUAAGUCAACAAGGUAAUCACUGGCUUUCUUUUUUUUUUUUUUUUUAAAGAAUAAUGCCCUACUGGACAUUAUUAGCAGAAAUGCUAAAAAAAACGUACUAAAAAAAAAAAAAGGUUUUACUUACUUAAAUUCUAGCACCGAAUGAAGUUCCCAGCACUGUUCAGCGCGCUCCCGUCUGAUAUCACGGAAGCCGCACAGAGGUCCAAUCAAAGGCUUCUCAUAGCAGAGCCUUUGAUUAAAACAUUUAACCAUCAUAGAGUGCAUAUGCACACUCUGAGCCAGUGAAGGGUGGAGGAGAGGGAGUGAGGAAAUAGAAAGGAGGAGGGAGGGCAGUAGAAGCAAAAUAAAAUAGUCAAGGGUAUAGGGACUGUGGAUAAGCAGGGUUUCAAGCAGAAACACUGCACAUAUAGACCCCUCUUAUCACAAUCUCUUAUAAAAGCAGAAGGGGUCAUGGUGCUUGGAGUAACCCUUUAAUAAUCUCCAUACAGAAAAGGCGUGUAAUGAUUAUCUACGAUCCAUAAGGCAUAUCCGGUGUUCAUGUAGGAGUUUAAUGAUGGUCAGGUGUAACCGUCUUCAGCCAGCGUCAUAGGUUGCCUGGUCAAGCUUUAAUUCUUCUCACAAAAUAUUUUUAAUUAGACGACCACAAAAACUAAAAAAAACAUAAGGCGGGAGGGAUUUAAUGAGCGAGGGAGGGGAGAUAAAUGCAUCCCCUUGCAGACGCUGCCUGCAAGGUAGCAGCUCAUUAUUCUGUUGAUAGUGUGCAAUGCACACUAACGACAGGCUUCAUUUUUUGUACAGAACUUAUAUUACUCAUCCUGGAACAGUUAAAGUCACACACACACAGAUGGAGCAAACAAUAAAUACUUAUCUAUUUUGAAAUUCACAAAAGUAACAAUAGAGACGUUUAAAAAGCAGAGUUCUAUUAAAAAAGCUGUAGGACUAUUAAGGGCAGUCCGGCUCCCUCUUCUGUAGAUACUACAAGGAAAGGUUGAAACUAUAGGAAAAACUGCAUUGUAAUGGAGAUCAUGUAUAUAUAAUGAGAUGCACUCACAUGCUUCGGAGCCAAAUAAAGCACGCUCGACACUAAAGUCAGCAUCGGUAUUCCCAAAGAAGACUGAUUCUACUAGAUUGGAGGUGAUAAACAAUUUAUUAAAAUAAAUAAACAAGUAAAAACAAAAUAAGAUUCUUGCGUAUGAGACUUGAAAAAGUCUUUUCUAGAAAAGAGAAAAUUAUGGUAAAUAAUAUUGAUACAAAUUAGGUGUGCACUAGGGAACUAUAUUGUGUAUUUUGUAUUACUUUUUAAGUCUGGAACAGAGUCUGUCUGCCUAAGUCACGUGGGUACAACUCAUCCCAUGCACAAAACUGUAGAUUUCUCUGUAUGUGCAGAGUUUCAAGCAGAAAUGCUGCACGCAGUGGAUCCUGCGAACAUGACCACUUCUAAAAGCAGACGUGGUGAUGGUGGUCGGAGUAACCCUUUAAAGGAACACUAUAAUGUACUCCUUUCAUCCCUUUAAAAGGGUAGUUUACUUACAUGCGGGGCAAAACGCUGCACCAAUCUCCUUUAUAGAGAUAAAUUGAAUCAAUGCAUUUCAAUGGUAAGUGUUCAGUGUCUGUAUGCAGAGGGUGGAGACACUGAAUGGCAGUGCUGCACACUGUACUGCCCCAGGAAGCACCUCAAGCAGCCUUCUGAGGAGUGACCAGGUGAGAGAUCCUUUGGCUGUAAUGUAAACACUGCAUUUUCUCUGGGGGAAAAAAGCCAUUGAAAAGCCUGCAGAGACACCCCGAAGACACCAUAAGAACUACAUUAAGCUGUCCCUUUAAGUAUUUUGCUGUAAUUUAUCCACAGCUAGCAACUUUCUCAAUAUUUAUACAUAUUGCCUUCCACUGAGCGGCUGAAGAAUAUUUUAAAAGCAUUUUCAGAUGGGCUUGUAAUCUAAGUUUGGGCUGCUAAAUUAACCAUAUUAGUUGCAAUCAGUGUCACGCAACUGUUUAACACAAUGCAAAGCACUCUAUCUGGCCCUAAAUCGAUUAUCUCUCUUUAUCAACAGUACAGUGAUGGGAAAAUAGUGGCAGAUACAAUUAUUCUUGCUAUCUGUCCUCCACGUCUUGUCCUGGUCCUUAGAAUGUGAGAGUUACUGGCCAUUUCAAGAAAAAUUCUCAUUUUGUUCCAAAUAUUUAUAAAAGCAUUACAUAACUGGUUACAUGCACGUCAGCCUUUUCCCAUACAAGCAAUGGGCCAAAUCAAUAUUAAAUCUGCUGUCUAUGUCUUUUGCCAGGAAGUGGGUUACAUAUCAUUAAGGUAUAUAGUUACUAGUAAUCCAAAGCUCUGGGGCUCUCUUAGGCAGACAUACGAUCUACAAAGAAGAGAAAAUUUUAUUUUAAAUCACGAACAUUUUAACAGCACGUAUGAGUAACCAGUCAAUAUCUUCGUCCAUAAAAGGGACUUUCCAUUACUUAUAAAAAGUAUAAGCUGGAAAAGGGAUACAUGUUUGCCAGGUACUUCCCAACAAUCAUACAUACAGCCAACAUAUGAGGGAUAUUUAGUAAAAACUAAUACUAUGAAAAGGCAUAACCACACACCAUCCAAGUAUCCCUUAUUAUGGGAAUAAGUCCUUCUUUGGACCCAAAACCCAUAGGAGAGCUGUCAAGGGAGCAGUGGGGCAAUUUCUCUCCAGGCCACGAGCAUACAGGAGUUAUGAAGCCUGAUGAUUAAAAUAGCAUACCCCCCAACUGUCUCUGUUUAGGAGGUACAGUCCCUAUUUUGUGCUCAAAACCCUCUGUCCCUACUGUUCCAUUCACUCAACUUUAACUAGAUGUUUUAAAAUGGCCAUUUGAAAUGUUGAUGCGUAUAUAAUUGUUGUGAUUUAGUUAAUCAGUAUUUGAUGUCAGGAGCACUGUUUGUAUUUUGCAAUUGACUAUAUGAAAGGUUAUGUUGUUAACAUUGGUUUGAUUCAGUUCAACAGCAGCCAAGGUUUAGCAGUAAAGUUUGGCUGUUGGUUUUUCAUUACUACCUGUGGUAUAAAGUUAACAUACGGCAGGAGCAGUACACCGUAAGCUCUAAUACAGAAUACAUUACAUUUGAUUCCAUUUCUGGAAUUUAGAAUAUAUUUAUGCAGUAUGUAAUUAAAAACACUAGAACGACCAUACACAACUUCCAUGAUAUUCCUUUAUCCCACAUCUCAAUCCCUAAUCAACUAGAUUUUUGAAAGGCUUUUUUACCACUGCUCGGGGCAGAUCCAGAGGCCAAAUAGAAUGAGCUUUUAAACAUACUUGCAAAACCUGCUUUUGAUUGGUUGAUCUUCAAGCAUAUGAACCAAGGUUUUGUUUUGGAUUCACUAGAUUCUCAUUAAUUCCCCUUAGGAGCAAUUCACAAUAAUCAGAAAUAGAUUGAAUUAUGGCAUCUUGUAUUAUCUUGAUAUUUAUUGAACUUGAUGCCUUUGCAAUGUUCUGUUUCAAUAUUAUUGUUUGGUUUGUUUUCCAUUUGCGCCUUUUUCAUCUUUUGGUAUAUCUAAACUCUGUUGUAUAAAUAAAGAAUUAUGAAAAUAAUGUACAUGGCUUAUUUGGGACAAUUUACCUUUGUGUUCCCCCUUGGAUCCUCCACUGUUUUUGUUUCCACCUCUCAUUAUACAAGAAACAAAUUGAAGCUUGCCUUGUAGAAGAAUGGUGUAUUCUUUCAAACAUGUGGUUUCACUUGUGUGUGUUUGUGUGUGCAUUAUUUGUGUUUGUAUGUCCAGGAGACCCGUGAUCGGUAGGUUCAGUAGAUUCUGCUACCACACUGUCAUAUUUUGGAUACUAAAUAUGUUUUUUUGAAUUGUGUACCGCACAUUUUGCUUUCUCUUUACCAUAAUGAGGGGAGAGUAAAAAUAGAGUCACUUGGUAAAUAAAAUUAUCGAACGCAGGGUAGUUAAUAUAACUCACCAGAACUGUCAAGAACAUCUUGGUUGCAGCGCACAAUUGUUUUCUACCAAUUUCAAACAUUAUCAAGUAAGCAAAUUGACAUUACUGUCAGAAGGGUGUUUACCAUGAUAAAAAGAAACAUGAUCACUUAGAAUAUUUAGGAAUACAACCUACCUGCCUUUAUAAUAUUACAGUCUAAUAAUUGGCGCCCAUUGGAGGAUCUGACACAAAACUAAAAAUAGGUAUACCUGGUUUCAAGAUUGCAUUAUACUUUGCAAACAGGGUUAUUUCAACUGAGAAUUCAAAGUGAAUGCCAAAUUUAAUUCUACAGUAGCCAAACUGAAAGCAUCGCUGAUUUGGAGAAUUUGUCUAAUUUGGCCUUUUUUUACCCUAAAUUUGAAAUUCACUUCCAAUUCUCACUUUACUAAAUAACCCUGUAAGCUUCAUCCUAUUUUCUCCAGUGAUCAGCAGAUCUCAUUAUGGAUAGGUAUUGAAUUAAAGGGACACUAUAGUCACCCAAACAACUUUAGCUUAAUGAAGCACUUUUGGUGUAUAUAAAAUACAUAUACAGUCUCACUGCUCAAUUCUCUGCCAUUUAGGAGUUAAAUCACUGUGUCAGCCAGGGAGGUGUGGCUAGGGCUGCAUAAACAGAACAAAAGGUGAUUUAACUCAUAAAUGACAGAUAACUGAGCAGUGAAACUUCAGAGACAAGAUCUACACACAGAAACUGCCUAAAUAAGCAGAUGUUUAACUUUAACUUAGAAUGCAAAAGAGAAAAGGCACUGUGUCAUUUAAAAACACAUCUCUUAAAUUAAAUAGAGUAUAACACCAAAUGAUUCACUAAAAUUAAGAUAGCAUAAUUUAGCACACUGAGGUGAUAAUUAUAUUUAUUAUUCACGGCCUUAGGACAACUGAAGUCUGCCCUGAGUGAAUAUAUUUCUAGACUUGGUGGAUUGAAGUUGAUAAGAAGUAAUAAGAGACUGGGGGCUUAUGGAGCCCGUAAACUGGGAGCUGCAAGAGCGACAGGGGAGGUCUUGGUCUUCAUGGAGUCCCACUGUGAGUGUCACAAAGGCUGGCUUGAACCCUUGCUGAACCGAAUACUGGAUAACAGGUGAGACCAUCUUCUAGUUAUCAAAUAGUAUCUACAAUAUACACCUGUACAUUAACAUCAUCUCAUCUCCUAUAAACAUUCAUGCAUGUCUUUCCAAGUACCGGUAGAUGAAGGGCAAAAUGAUUUUGGGAACAUGGUCAAUCCAUACCCAUGGUGGGAGUCGCCUUUUUGGGCCAAUAUUAUUGGUGCUGGGACUUCCUAUCUGCCUGUCAUUUUUCAAAAUUCUAGGUUAUUCAGUAAAGUGAGAAUACACAGUGAAUUUCAAUUUUAAAGCCAUAAUAGCUGAACGGAAAAAAAUCUCUAAGUCAACUAUGCAUCCAGUUCAGCUACUUUGGCCUUAAAGGAACACUAUAGUCACAAAAACAACUAAACUGCAUCCAAACAUUCAGUAGUUCCUCCCUCUGCAUGCAGACACUGAACUUUACUCAUAGAGAUUCAUUGAUUCAAUUCAUCUCUAUGAGGAGAUUCUGAUUGGCCAGGGCUGUGUUUGAAUCAUGCUGGCUCUGCCCCUGAUCUCCCUCUUUGUCAGUCUCAGCCAGUCCUAUGGGGAAACAUUGUGAUUGGAUCAGGCUACCACUUCUGAUGAUGUCAGCAGACAGCUUGUUUUUCUGAGACAAACAGCUUGCAGAUCUACAGCUUUAGGCUUGAAUACAGUAAGAUUUUGCUAUAUUUAUGGAGGCAGGGGGCUAGAUGGUUCUUUUAACACUACAGGUCAGGAAUACAUAUUUGUGUUCCUGACCCUAUAGUGAUCCUUUAAAUAUUCUGCUUAACCAAGGAGUUUGCUUUUUGGCUUCGCACACAUUAGAGUUCUGCACUUAUAAAAACCCAAUCCAAACCUGAAAUAGGCAUUAGCAUUCUCCUUCUCAUCUAUAACAUAACUCAAGUCAAGCCAAGUCUAAUAUAAAAUAUGUAUAAACAUAAUAUGAACAUUUAUUGCAAUUAUUAUUUUUUUAAUUCUAGAAAUCGAAUAGUCUCUCCAGUUCUAGACACUAUUAAUUGGAAGACAUAUGAGUAUUAUUACUCUGCUGACCUGCGACAAGGUGUAUUUGAUUGGAAUCUUGAUUUUCACUGGGUAACAUUACCAGAGCAUGAAGAGAAGGUACGCCAAUCUCCCAUCAUUCCGUUCAGGUAAUCUUUAAAUACUCACACAAAAAAUAAAGUUGUUGUGGCACUCACUUUCUUGACAUUGAGCCUUAAACUUUUAUUCCCCUAACAAAACAAAUUAAAAGAUUUGUGUCUGUCAGAGUGCCAAAACAAGUUUAUUUUGCGCACAGUUUUAGAAUACAGCUUACUGGGGCAUGGAAUAUACAUGGCGCAAGUGGUUUAAUAGCAGAUAUGAAGAAUGCAGGUUUUUGUAUGUGUUUUGCCUUUGAAAAUGGUGCUUUAAAUUGCCGCUACUUCCAGGAAAAAGAAAUGAUGUCAGAUGUCAAAUUAUUGUUAGUUUAAAAUAUGAGAAUUCUCAAAUCACAUGUCAAUUACAAGUAUACAUAAAUACCGUAUGUAAGGCUAACCGCAACCUAUGCGUACAACUGUUCUCAGUAUUAUUGAGGUGGAAAAUAUAUCCCACUUAGAUUUCCUAUUAAACAAAAGCUUAAAAUGAUUGACAUAUAUUGUACACUGAGUGUAGGAAACAUGAGGGACACCUGGUCUUUUCACAAAAAUAAAUGGACAAGGUUAAUCCAGGUGACAGCUCUGCUCCCUUAUUAAUGUAACCUGUCAAGUCCACUUCAGUCAAAUCACAUGAACGGGAGUAGAUAGGUUAAAUAGGGAUUCUUAACACUUGAUGCAACUAAGACAUGGGCUGGGUGUGUAAGUGGGAAAGGAAAAGCGGUUUGUGCUUUUAAAUGUUCUAUUUAUGUUUUCAUGCAAUGUAUGGUAAGAUAGUCCUUCUCACAGAAUUCAUUCAGUCGUUAGGAAAAAAUACAGAAUGUUAAGCAACAGACAUGAUUCUGUUAAAUAACUGACAAUUUGCAAAAGAUUGGGAGUCAUCUCAUAAUAUGUUGCUACAAAAUGUUAAUUUUGCUUCUAAGGAUGUUCCAUUUAAUUGAAAAAAACAAAAAACCCACACAAAACAAAAAACACACACAAACUCUGUUGCAAUGGACUACAGAACAAAACACUCCUAAACACUAAAAACAAAAUAAAUGUGUGAUCUGAUGAAUCCUUAAAGGGACACUAUUGUCACCAAAAUAACUUAAGCUUGAUGAAGCAUUUUGGUGUAUAUAUCAUGCAUUUAAAGUUUCACUGCUUAAUUAUCUGCCAUUUAGGAGUUAAAUCAAUUUGUUUCUGUUUAUGCAGCCCAAGCCACACCUCUCGUGGCUGUGACUGACCGCCUGCAUUAAAACAAAAUAGUUUCAUUUUCAAUUAGAUGUAACUUAUUUUAAAUUUUUUUUAAUCUCCUGCUCUGUAAAUUGAGCUUUAAUUACAUACAGGAGGCUCCUGCAGGGUCUGCCAUACUAUUAACAGAGGAGGAGAUAAGAAAUAUUUUCAAAUAAACAGAAUUUAGCAAUAAAUGAAGUUUAAACAUUAGAGGACUCUUUACAGGAAGUGAUUAGGAAGGCUGUGUAAGUCACAUACAGGGAGGUGUGCCAAGGGCUGCAUAAACAAAGUGAUUUAACUCAUAAAUGUCUUUCCCAGAAAUGUAUCAAACUGAUGCAUCCUUUUAUGAAUGUACAAUUUCUAAGCUGUGUGGUACAUCAACUGUCUUGGCGGGGCACAUUCCUGUACUCUAUCAGAGCAUCUCUACCAAUUCUGUUUCACUCAGAAUAUUUUGCUCCAAGCAGAAUAUCUCCCUGGUGCAGCAAACCCGACAGCAGACUGGUUCUCCAGACAUUGGAGGGAUGCUAUCAACCGGAGAUUGGACAGGUUGGUGUUCUGCAAAAUCUGCAGACUGCUGGGGCUGUUUCAUAUGGAUCGGUUUGUGUCCAAAACCAACUAUUAAAGCCUACAUUUCUUCAGUUGGCUUCCGCACCCAGAUUGUCUGGCAGUAGGUGCCUUUGUAUGGAUCUGACCUCAGCUAGGUGUUUACCCGUUCCAGGCUUUUGGCCCGAGUGAUCCACAAUCUGCAAGUACCCUAGGUAUCCAUCACACUGAUAACCUCCUUUUUGUAUGGUCAGCCUUGGUUUCUUGCAUACAGUGACCCUUUUCUGUUUCCAUCCUUUCCACUUCUCCUCACUGACCCACUAUGAAAAACCCAUCUGCUAGCAGAUGUGUUUUCCAUAGUGCCUUGGACUCUUUUAGGGAUUCGUGGAAUGUUGGAAACCUAUCGGGCAUAGCAAAGUCUCUUUUCUAGGACUACUAGGCACCAGAAGAUGCUAUCUUUCAUCUUGGAACUGCUGGUGUGGCUGGUGUAUGGAAAAGGGUAGUGAUCCCUUUAAAUCUCCUUUGUCAGUCAUACUAAAUUUUCUCCUGUGGCUUUUCCAACGCUAGAUUAUAUCUGUCUAUUAAUGUGGUUUGUUUGACCAUCUCGGUGGGUCAUGUUCUGAUAUAAGGUGUACCUGUCAGGAAAGAUCCUCUUGUUUGUCGUCUUAUGUGUGGUAUUCGGCUCUCUCAACUGCUGGAUCUAUAGUAUUCAACACUUUGGGAUCUUUCCAUAGUUCUUCGGAUUUUACAUGAUUGGCUGAGAAUGAUCUAUUAUCUCUCUGACAACUCUCUGACAGACACACUAUUUUACUUUGUUUGUUGUUGUCUCAGAUGUGCACACUUUUGAUCUUGCUAUUUCUCUGGGUGGUGUUACUUUUAAUGUUACUCGACUUACUAAGUCAAACUUAUCAACGUUUCUUUUUUUUUCACAAUUUUUUUUCGAGAAUACUUAAAUCUUCGCAGUUACACUUUAGCUACCAUUCCUCUUAGCAGUUCGCAAUCCGGACAACUACUGGUUUCUUAUGUUAAACCACAUAAGCAGGUCACAGUUAUGAUGUUAGCAUGUUAAAUUAAGCUAAUAGUACUCCAAAUCCAUGCCACAUAAACAUUUUCUGAUGUCAAUCUUAUAAAUGAAUAUGAUAAAAGAAUUAAAAUAAUGAUUGCAUUUUAUGCUACACACUUUUUGUGAAAGCAGUGUUGCUUUGUGGUCAUUUUUUCUCAGUAUAACUGUAACAUCACCCUGAUUCUGUAAUAUAUUUAUUACAGUGUAAAUAUUACAUCACUGUGGCUCUGUAAUAUCUUUAUUACAGGGUAUCUGUUGAUAUAACCCUUGUUUUUCAAUAUGUUUAUUAUGGUGUAACUGUGAUAUCAGCCUGAUUCUGUAACAUGUUUUUUGCAGAUUCUCUAUAGAUCACCAUGGGUUUGUAAUAUACUUAUUACAGUGUAACUGACAUUACCUUGGAUCUGCGAUAUGCAUUUUACAUUAUUACUGUAAAUCACCUUAUACUCUGUCAUAUGUUUAAUACAGUGCGACUUUGACAAACCCUUGAUUCUGUGAUAUGUUAAUUAUAGUGUAACUGUAAAUCACCCUGAUUCUGUAAUAUACUUAUUGCAGUGUAACUAACAUCAACUUGGCUCUGCAAUAUGUUUAUUAUAGUGUAACUGUGGCAUCAUCCUGGUUCUGUGAUAUGUUUUUUUCAUUGCAAUUGUGAAAUUACCCUGGUGCUUAUUACAGUGUAACUGUAACAAGAUAUUGGUAAUGCGACUGCCUUAGAACUGCAAAGCUUGGGUUUGGCUCUGAUCAGUCAGACAACCCUUGUAAGUGUCCCCUGGCAAAAUACCUAACUAUAUAUCUGUCUACCUCAAUCCUCAUGGAUUGUAAGCUUGUUUGAGCAGGGCCUUGUUCAAUAGACAUGUGCAAUUAAUUUCGGUCCGAAUUUAAAUUUGGACGACUUUCGGCAAUUCGGAUGCUUCCGAAUGUCCGAAUUGCUGAAUUUCCGAAAUGCCGAAUUUCAGAAGUGCCGAACCAAAUUGCUGAAGUCCCGAAUUGCCGAAGUGCCGAACCGAAUUGCCGAAAUACUGAAUUUCAGAAGUGCCGAAGUGCUUCGGAUUUCUGAAAAGUGGCAAAACAGGAGAGGGAGGGAAAAUUAAGGGAAUGAUGACAAGAACCUAACCCUAACCCUGGUAGGGUUAGUUUAGGGGUAGGGUUAAGGUUAAGUGUAGGAGUAGGGUUAGAGUUAGGAUUAGGGGUAGGGUUAGGGUUAGGAAAUUGCCGAAGUCCAGAAUUCCCGAACUGCCGAAUUGCAAAAGUCCCGAAUUUCGGAAGUGCUGAACCAAAGUGCCAAAGUGCUGUAUUGUCGAAUUCCCAAAUUGCCAAAGUCCCGAAUUUUGGAAGUGCCGAACCAAAUCGAAUUGCCCAUGCACAUCCCUAUUGUUCAAUAUCCCCUUUCAUAAAUUGUGAAACACUGCAGAAUAUUUUGGUGCCAUAUAAGUGAUGAUAAUAAUCACUCUGCAUUAUGUUAAUAGCAGUGUAAUUUUGAUAUCCAGGAGCAUUUCUUGAUUCCAGAGACACCAGGGUCUUGAGCCAAAAACAGACCUUGAUAACUGUAAAUUGUGGUAUGUAUGAGUGUAUCACACAGCUCCACAGAAAUAAAACUAGUAGCCGAAUGUAUGAGCAGAGGCACAACUACUGCACCAGCUGGUCUGCAGAGUGAAGGGGCCUAUCAGAUGGCCCCUGCACUUAGGGCCACCUGAUGGACAUUCGUAAUAUUACAGCACUGGGAGGAAGUAAUAGCUGGUCACUUCCUCCCAGCUAACACACAUCAAGCCACACAGGAGGGAAAGCAGGUGGUAGAGAGGAGGGGGAUGGACAGGGAGAACAAGCCCAUAACGCUCAACAGCCUCAGCCAGCAGAAGCCACUCUCCUGCAACUUAAAAGUAGGAAACUGGAGGGUGGCAAAAUGUUGAUUAGCAUAUAUGUCUGUAUGAGUGUCUUUGGUGUUUUUGUGUGUCUGUAUCUGUAUGUAUGUCAGUAUUUGUAUUUGUGUGUAUGUGUCAGUGUGUGUAUCGGUACGUCUGUGUAUCUGUAUGUGUGUCAGUGUUUGUAUCUGUGUCAGCAUGUGUGUCAGUAUAUGUAUCAUUGUGUUUGCAUCUGUGUGUCUGUGCAUCUGCAUGUGUGUCAGUGUUUGUAUUUGUGUGUCUGUAUAUCUGUAUGUGUGUCAUUGUUUGUAUCUGUGUGUCUGUGCAGCUGUAUGUGUGUCAAUGUUUGUAUCUGUAUCUGCAUGUGUGUCCAUUGUGGAUACCAUUGUGUCUGCAUGUUUGUCAUUGUUUGUAUAUGUGUGUCUGUGCAUCUGCAUGUGAGUCAGUGUUUGCAUUUGUGUAUCUGUAUGUGUGUCAUUGUUUGUAUCUGCGUGUCUGCAUGUUUGCCAGUGUUUGUAUCUGUGUGUCUAAAAGCAGAAGUGAACUUGAUGGUUGGAGUAACCCUUUAAGAAAUAUGAAGCAUAAUACUUUCAGUGAUAAAUUCUUAGUACAUUAUUUUUAAAUCUUUUUUCUGUCUGUCUCUUUUGUCCCUGGUCUGUAUUUUUUACCCCAAGCCCAUUUAUGUUUCUUUUGCCCCUUCCAUAGCCCCUGUCCGUUUCUUUUGCCCCUUUACCAGCCCCUCUCUGUCUCUUUGUUCCGCCAGUCCCUCUGUAUAUCACUUUCUCCCCACAGCCCCUUUAGUGUCCCUCUUGUCCAUUGCGACCAACCAUUAGACACAUACCUGUCAUCCAUUCUGCCCCCCCCCCCCCCCCCUCCACCAGCCCUUGUCUGUCUCUCUAAGCACACAUACACAAACACUCUAUAUGUGUGUAUAUAUAGAACAAUUUUUAUCAUAUGUAAAUGGUCAAGUUUUUUCCCUUUGGUUUGGAAGAGGAUAUUGGGGGUGCUUGAGAAUUAUGUGUCUAUAGACACUCAUGAUAUAGAAUCAGCCCUACACUUGGGUGUCUAGCCCCUAAAGUCCAUCCCUAGUUCAUCUAAUCAUCCCAGUUCUGCAAUACUUUAGUCAUCAAGCUAUUCCAGGAAAUUUGGUCUGUUGUAGAAAGCUUUAAUGCCCUUGAGUUCAUACAAAUCAGGAUGACACCCUCAUUUUAAGGCAUCAUUAAUUCAUCCGUUUAUACUUCUAAUUCUGAUUUCAUAGCUCCCAAUAUUAGGAUUCUAGAAGUUAUAAUUGCUUACUUGAGUGAUAAUAUUUAAAAAGAUUCUAGACCCUUCAUUUUACUCAAAAUAACCCUGAUUAAUGCACAUAACGGGACACUACAGACACCCAGACCACUUCAGCUUAUUGAAGUGGUCUGGGUACAAUGCCCCUAUUGCCCUUAGUGCUGUAAUGUUAAACAUUGCAGUUCCAAAGAAACUGCAAUGUUUACAUUGUAGCACUAAGUCUGCCUCCAGUGACUGUCUCCCAGACAGCCACUGGAGGUGCAUCCAGUAUCCAAACGGACCUUUGGUCCGUUAUCCGACUGUGGACUUCCUCACGCUCUUCGUGAGGACAUCCAGUGUCAGAUUUUUCCCCAUAGGAAAGCAUUGAUUCAAUGCUUAUUAAGGGGAAGUCUAAUGCGUGCACGGCAAAUCUGCCACGCAUGCGCAUUAGUGCCCGCUCGUUGCAGGAUGGAGGAGGAGGCAGAGCUCUGACCCAGCCCCAAGAGACAUCGGUGCUGGCAUAAGGUAAUUAAAUAGAGGGUUUGUAACCCUUUAUUUACCGUGGUGGAGGGCACGAGGGAGCGGGGAGGCAGAGGGAACUACAGUGAGAGGGGUACAGCUUUGUAUUUAAUACAAUACCUUCAAUAAUUUUUAAAUUGCAUAAAAAUGUGAGUGUAGCUAGAAAAAACAAAUUAGGAUAUUAUUAUUAAUCACUACUAUUCUGCAUUUAGCGGAUUGCAUUCAAGCUUUUUUUCAUGUAUUUUACAAUUAAUAUAUACACUAUCUUUAACAAGAGAUAUUGCUUUAUUUCCAUAUAGAAGUCCAAUAAUAUCGGGGCACGUUGUGGCAAUUGAUCGUCAUUACUUUCAAAAUAUUGGAGGAUUUGAUACAGGCAUCAACUUCUGGGGGGUUGAAAACUUGGAGCUGUCUAUUCGGGUAAGAUAUAAUUACUAUCACAAAUAUUUUCAUUACAUUACAAUUCAUAACAGCAACUACAUGGAGAAAGUAAAGAUAACUCAAUUAUUGAAACUAAAUAUUAAAACAAGUACUGCCUCACACAAAUCACUUAUAUUCUGUUGGUCUACCACCAGACUGAGGUAUUAGAAUUUGGGGGUUUGGGUGACACUGGACGUCCCCAUGCAUAGCGGAAGUCCCUCUAGUGGCUGUCUGAAAGACAGUCACUAGAGGUGGAGUUAACCCACCAAGUUAAUUAUUGCAGUCUUUUAAAAACUGCAAUAAUUAGCCUUGUUGGGUUAAGGGACCUGGGACAGUGUACCUAUUCCACUUCAAUGAACUGAAGUGGUCUGGGUGCCUAUAGUGUCCCUUUAAUCAUACUAUAUAUAAAAUAUACCAAUAAAAAAUUAAUAAGAUUUGUAUCUAAAUUAGUAUUCUAUUAAUAAUUGGCAUAGUAAAAAAAGAGGAAGUCUAUUAGACAUGUGCAUUCGUUAUCGGACGAAUAUGAUUUAGUCCGCAUUUUCAGAAUUUUUCGUAUUUGUUUACUAUAACAUAAACGAAAGUCCUACAUACAAAUUAUAUAUGAAACGAAAAAGGCAAAUGCCAAAUGCAUUACCUUUUCAUUUCAGUUCUUUCGUUUAAUAGAUUACAUGCUGCAGGAGAAUUAACCCCCAAAGCACUGAGGAGAAACAAAAAAACCUGGAUCUCCCUGCAGCAGGAGACGUAAAGCAGCACUGUCAUGCUGCUCUUACCUUUCCCCAAUCACUUCCUCUUCUCUCCCUCUCUCAGGAUCCGUUCUUCAUUUCUUCCUGUCUGCUCUAGGUUUCUUAAAAACAUAAGACAAAGUAGGGACUAUUAUGUAUUUUUCCUACGCUUGACCAGUUUUGACCUAGGGAAGGAGCAAAGUCUGCUUCUUUCCUGUGGUCAAAGCAAUUUUCCCAUAAUACUCACCUUCCUCCUGCUGCUUAAUUCGGCAUUCGAAUUUCGUCCUAACAGAAUGAAAACAGUUUGACCAUUUGUAUAAGAAUGAAAUUCAGGAGUUUUUGUUCGGAUCGGAAUUUCAUUUGAAUUUGUCUUUCAGACAAAUUUACUAAUAUUAAGUAAAGAUUACUUAGUAUUAGUAGUUAAGGGAAAUUAAAAUCUCCCUUCUGCCCCUACUCGCUAUACCACGAGUAGGGGCAUGUCUACUAAACAGUGAGCAGCCAGUGGCUGCACACUGUUGUAAAAAAAGACCCCCCAACAUUCUAAUAAAGUGCCCCUUUAGUAGGGCACCUUUAAAAAAUAAUCCAUGGGGGCCCACCACUCAUGCACCUAGUAUCCCCCCUCGUCCCCCACGCAUGAGCAGCAGUUGUGGCCCCUAACAUACAAUAUGGGGUGGACCAACUGCCUCCACCCCUACCCCUACCCAUGAGCCCUAGUAAAAAUAGGGGGGGAAGGACCUAUUUCCCCCCCAAGCUCCCAUGUGUGGGGGCUGGGGGGAAGCAGUAGGUCCCUCCUCAUUGUACGUGAGGGUCCCCAUCCGAUGCUCAUGGGUAGGGGCCGGGGGGGACAAUAGGUUCUUCCCCCUCCUAUUUUCACUAGAGCUCCCACCUGCGGCUCAUGGGUGGGGACUGGGGGGACAGACAAUAGGUCCCCCCCUAUUUUUUACUAGAGCCCCAGUGUGUGUGCCCAUUGUAUGUGAGGGCCCCCACCCGCCGCUCCUGGGUGGAGGCCGAGGGGGGGAACUAGGUCCCCCGUUUAGUGGCCCCCACUCGGGGGUCCCUAUGAAUUAGUUUUAAAGGUGCCCCACUAAGGGGCACUUUAUUAGAAUGUUGAGGGGUCUUUUUUUAAACCCGGCUGCUCACUGUUUAGUAGACAUUCCCCUACUCGCGGUAUAGCGAGUAGGGGCAGAAGGGAGAUUAUUUUCUCCCUUAAUUACUAAUACUAAGUAAUCUUUACUGAGUAUUAGUACAUUUGGCUGAAAGACCAAUUUAGUUCUUUCAGCCUUUUAGUAGAUAGCUCCCCAAUACCGUGGGAAUUAGGGAGCUAUCUACUCGUGGCACGAAUAGGAUUGGAAUUUCAUUAAUUCGAAUGAAAUUCCCAUCCGAACAAAAACUCCCGAAUGGACAAACUGUUCUCAUUCUGUUAGAAAAAAAUUCGGUAGUUUUGCUGGCGUUCAAACGCCGAAUGAAGCAGCAGGAGCGCAAGUAGGGGCAUGCGGGAUUUAACCCUUUUUUAAAUUUAAUAUGGGGGUCAUAGUGACCCCCGUAGGUUUUAAUGUGGGGGGGCAGGGAGGGUGGGGGAGGAAUUGUUAAUAUUUAUUACAACGAGGGAGCUGGUGCUGGCGCUCUCCUUGCUUUUUUUUUUGCGCAUGCACAGUGUUUUUUUUCGUCCUAAUGGGCGAAAACAAAUUCUUUUUUACUGAAUUUCGUCCGAAAACAAAUGUUUUACGGAUAAAAUUCAGAAUGGACAAUUGCCAUUUUUAUUUAGUAUGAAUUCAUUCCUACUAAUUCAUUCAUUCCUAGGAUUUAACCUUUCUUUUAUUAAUAUGGGGGUCAUAGUGACCCCCAUAGGUUUUAAUGCGGGGGGGGGGAAAGGGGGAGAGGAAUUGUUAAUAUUUAUUACAACGAGGGAGCUGGUGCUGGCUCUCUCCUUGCUUUUUUUUUUUUGCGCAUGCACAGUGUUAUUGUCGUCCUAAUGGGCAAAAACAAAUUAUUUUGUACUGAAUUUCGUCCGAAAACAAAUGUUUUAUGGACGAAAUUCGGAAUGGACGAAUGACAAUUUUAUUUAGUAUGAAUUAAUUCCUACAAAACGAAAAUGUCACUGGUGCAUAUGUCUAGAAUCUAUAGCACUAACUGUAUUAUUAUAAAAACUACAAGGGUGAUUAACUAACUUUCCUAAUCAAACUGGAAUUAAUUCAUUGCUCAUUUAAUACCAGUAGGGGUCGCCACUACUAUUAGACACUUCCACCCAAAUACAAAUAGAAGGGUAGCAGUUAUAAGGUUAGAAAAGUAGGUUACAACUACCUCAAUGAUAAGCAUUGAUGCUCACGUCUUUUCGAAACACUACACAAAGUGCAGAAAUAAAGUCACAGAAAGAGGCAAGUGAAGACUCAAAAGGCUGUUCACUGAGGUUCCUAAUCUGAAUAAAUUGCUACCUCAUCUCUAAGUAUUUUCCAGCCAGCCAGUGUUUCAUAGUGAAAGAAUAGUGGAAAGUUUAAAAUAAGAUGGCAAGUAGCUAAGAUGAACAUCAGUCAAGUAGAAUAGCUUGACGCUCAUUUCACCCAUGGCUCCUGAUCCCUCCAUAGAUAGAGCCAACUGGUGAUGGCUGGGGGAUUGACACUUCUUGAAGGCAGUAGCUCUGCCCAGUGUCUAGAAGUGUCAGGCAUAGGAGAAAUACUGAGACAAAGUAGUCCUUACUUUGUCUCAUUGUAUCUUUUGACUAGAUUGGAAUUUUACUGAAAUUCUAACACAGUCGAUAUAAGUAUUUCAUAAAGAUUCUGUCUUUAUGAAAUAUUCAUUUUGAAUGGGGCGGUUGCAGUGCCUCUUUAACGAUUUUGGUGGAAGUAAUUAGAGGGGAGCCUUAUGGUAGUGGCGACCCCUACUGCUACUAAACAAGCAAUGCAUUCAUUCCAAUCUGAUUAGGAAAGUUAGUUGAUCAAGAUCAUAGGUUUUAUAAUCAGAUAUUUAGUGCUGUAGACUCCCUUCUGGGUAUUUACUAUACUGAUUAUUAACUGAAUACUAAUCGUAUUCAUUAUUUAUUGGUAUGAUUGAUAAAAGUUACGUUUUAUUCAUAACAGAACCACAUCCAAUUUGCAUUAUUUACAUAUUGAACAAGUGCAAUGUUACUGUGACACACAGUGUUUUAAAGACUGAUACUACCAAUAUUGGAUGCCCUAUGGUUAUGAGAAUAUCUUUUUAUUGCAGAAUGUCCAUACCUUGUAUCCACAGUCUCUAUAUUUUGUUAAAUAAUCCAUAUGUCAAAGCACCAUGACAAUUAAUGUUCCUUGCAUUGAUUAUGGAUGACCCCAAUAGCUAAUUUUGAAUGUUUUCACUUUAGCUACUUUGGCCUAAAAUUUGAAAUUCACUUUGAAAUCCGACAGAUCGCACUUCAGAGAAUAAUUCUGUCUGGCACAUUCAUUAAUCCCUUAAGAACCAAGAUCCGAUGCAUUUGUGACCAAGGCCAUUUUGGCAUUUUUGCCAUGUGUUCAUUCUACCACAAUUUUACCCUUUCUGUUUAAGUGUGCCCAUACAUUCACAGACUGUUGGUGCUACAGCGUCAGAUUUUCCCCAUAGGAAAGCAUUGAAUAAUGCUUUGUUUGUUUUCCUGGCACUAUAGGAUCCCUUUAACAGAAGUGACCAUCAAUUGAGACUGAAACUAUCAGAAUCAGCUCAGUCCUUAGAAUCCUAGCCCCAGACCUGCAAAGUGGAUCUUCACAGCUUUUCAGCUAACCACAGCUUGAGUGUCUCAGGUCUCAGCUACAGAGUGACCGAGCACAUUUGAUAUGGUUUUGUUUUUUUAAAGGAGAAACAUGGCUUUUAUAGCCUAUUUAUAUAAUUAAAGGAGCACUAUAGGGUCAGGAACACAAACAUGUAUUCCUGACCCUAUAGGGUUAUAACCACCAUCUAGCCCCCUUUGCCUCCUUAAAUAUAGUAAAAUCUUACUUGUAUUCAAGUUUAAAGCUGCUGCCUCUGCCUGAUCCAAUCACAAUGCUUCCCCAUAGGAUUGUCUGAGACUGACAAAGAGGCAGAUCAGGGGCAGAGCCAGCACAAUUCAAACACAGCCCUGGCCAAUCAGCAUCUCCUCAUAGAGAUGAAUCUCUAUGAGGAAAGUUCAGUGUCUGCAUGCAGAGGGAGGAGAUACUGAAUGUUUGGAUGCAUUUUAGGCAGCCAUGACCCAGGAAGGAUCUCUAACAACCAUCUAAGGAGUGGCCAGUGAAGUUAUCACUAGGCUGUAAUGUAAAUACUGCAUUUUCUCUGAAAAUACCAUGUUUACAGCAAAAGGCCUGAAGGUAAUGAUUCUACUCACCAGAACAAAUUCAAUAAGCUGUAGUUGUUCUGGUGACUAUAGUGUCCCUUUAACACAACAUUAAAUGAAAUUAAUAAAAUAUUAUUUUUUUAAAAAUGUAAAACAAUGAAAACAUGUACAUUUUCUGUGUUGCAUUUAAUAAUAUCUACACAACAAGUGUAAAGAAAUCUCACUCAGAAUAGAUUCACUAAUUAGUGUUGAUUGUUAUACUGUCCAAUAUGACUAGGAUUUCAAUUACAUUUUAAAAGUUAGUUUUUAGAAGUUAUGAAACAAUGUUUUUAGAAGUUAUAAAACAAGGAGUGAAUUAUGGCUUGAAAGCUAAACCUUUGCAAAAUUUGGCAUUCCGAGAUUACAAUUUUAAUAGUCACAGAAUCCAAAACCACUACAUAAAUGUAUAUAUUUGUAGAAAGUACGUCUCCUAUUUAAAAAGAGCAUUUUGACACUUUACAUCUAACCAUUUUAUCACCAACUUUGGCCAGAUAUGCUGGUUAUAUUUAUUUUUGUGCGUUUUUUACACCUUAUGUCUUAUUUUCAUGGGGAAACUCACAGACCACCUGUGUUCUAUUACUGUCAAGACCCCAUAUUUGUAUUUUGGCUACUGUUCUUGAUUACAGUGGUACCCCACAUGUAUACCUUAGCCCCUAAUCAAACCCCAAAUUCUACCCCUAAUCAUACAGAUAAUCCAAUGCCUAACCCAGCCCCCAAUCCAAUCCAACCCAUAACCCCACGCCAUUCAUAUUGGGCAAUUUAACAAAACGUACUGACAUCAGCGGAGGGAUUUCCCAGAUAAUACAGUACAGAGUGCUUUGGGAGGGUUCUGUAUUGUGUAAUUGCUAUAUUUUGUCCCUGAUGAUCACACCGUGAUUGGUACUGGGCAGCUGGCAACGCGCCUAUCACUGUCAGCAAGGGUGCAUGCAGGAAUACCUUACUGGGGUCUUUUCAGACUAAAUAACAAAUGUACACGAAGUAGACUGUGCUAAAGACACACCCGCAAAAUAGCCAGAGAAAACAGUAAAAUAUAAAACUGUUGAUAACUCUUAAAUCCUUAUGGGAAAAACGCUUGGCAAGGAAGAUCCUGUCAUAAGAAUACUGAGAAAAAGUAGUUGGCUUUAAACAAAAAAAUAUACGCCAUAGAAGUAAACUCCAUGAAGAUAAUAUAAAACAUUAAUUGUCAUUCACAAAAGAUGUACAAACAUAGAAAGAAUCAUCACAGGGGGACAACACAAAUAUACUUAUUUUAUACACAGAACUGGAUACACCACAGAGAUACACAUACAACAAAGAUAAAACAUGGAGCUUGGCACAAUAAGGAGAUACCAUUCACAUAGCCAGUCAAUACAGAGAUACCUACACAGUACAAUGUAAUGUUCCAGUGCUUCUAUCUAACUCUAGCUCUCUAGCCCUCUCCCCUUUUGCUUCCUAGUAGAUGUGAAACAUCAGCUACUCCUGAAUCACUAUUAGCACCCAUCGCACAGUGAACACAGGGUUAAUGCAGCAAGUGGCAAUGUGAUCAAUCGUCAGUGGUAAAAAUGAGCCAAGAAGUGCCUAUUAAAGGGACACUGUAGGUACCCAGACCACUUCAGCUAAUUGAAGUAGUGUGGGUGCUGUGACCCUUUUGCACUUAGUGCUGCAAUGUACAACAUUGCAGUUCCAGAGAAUGUUUACAUUGCAGCUCUAAGUCUGCCCUCUGUGGCUGUCUAACAGACAGCCACUAGAUGGCUUCUGGAAUCCAAACAGACUUUUGGUCCUUUAUCUGAUGCUGGACGUCCUCAUUGACCUCCAGUGUCAGAUUUUCCCCAUAGGAAAGCAUUGAAUAAUGCUUUGUUUGUUUUCCUGGCACUAUAGGAUCCCUUUAAUAGAAGUGACCAUCAGUUGAGACUGAAACUAUCAGAAUCAGCUCAGUCCUAGCCCCAGACCUGCAAAGUGGAUCUUCACAGCUUUUCAGCUAACCACAGCUUGAGUGUCUCAGGUCUCAGCUACAGAGUGACUGAGCACACUUAAGAAGAUUGUAGGCACUGGGCAGCUGAGCUUACACUAUUCACAUGGAUAUCAACAGUCCUGAAUUUGCCAUGACAGUUUAAGAAUGUAAAUUCUCUUGUUUAAUAUGACAUCAGGCAGACACUAAAGAUUCUUUCUUAGGCAUGUUCAAAACUUGCUGGAAAAAAAAAAGAUUUAAAAUCUGUCCUUUUUUGGCAUGCCUAGCUGUUCUCAAGAAUGUUUCUUCACACAGCCACCUAUUCGGGGCAGGCGCCCUGCAGUACUGAAACAGAAUUAAAGACACACAGAUUUAUUUAUUUAUUUACACACACAGGCAGGCAUUGGCUGGAGCAUGGCAAUCUACUUUUUGUCCCAUAUUUUUUAGCUUAGUCCCCCACCCCUUAGGAAAUCUUAGUGGUUGUAUUUUCCCCCAAGUGUCCCUAUUGACAAGCCUCCACUGUCCACUAUAAUACAAUAAAGAGAAAUAUAUUUAAAAUCCCCUGAUACCAUUCUACAAGAUUUGCUUGUUGCAUGGCAGGAUAUUUAAUUGCAUAAAUUAAUCUUAUGUUACUUCUUACAAAUUAAAUCAGGUCUGUCCAUUGUUGAAAUGGGUAUAGCUUGGACAGAGUAUAGCCUGGUCAGACCCUACACAGUUUAGCCCCCCUUCAUUCUUCACAUCGGAAUGGUAAAUGGGAUCUAGCAAAUUCAUGGUUCUGGGGGCCCUGUCUAACUUGUGGACCCUAGAUGGCGACCUAUGGUUGCCUUAUGGUUAAUCCCACUUUACUGGCUGUGUGGAGUGAUUGGAAAUGUCAUUCUGCAGCCAGCAUUCAGAAUAGACAACAGAUAGACAACGCAAAGAGAUGGAUGCAUGCUUUGCUGUCUGUGAUGCGUGGUACCCUCUUCAUUACUCUUCUUUCCUUCGCUUUGAUGCAGAUGCUCUUAAGCAUCACAUACAGACGAGAAGAAAAGUAGGAAGACAUAGACAUGCUGCUUGAGAAAACAAAAAAUACUCACCCCAAAUGAAUUUGCUCAGUGUCACAUCUGUUAUUAGAGUCUGUCCAGAAGUAGGUUUGCUGGGUGAAUGCAAUUUGGUUUGUCUUUCUACUGGACUUAAGCCUUUAAGGUCUGUAUAGAGCCAGUGGCUAGAGUCGCCCUAUGGUGGUGUCACCUGUGUCCAAAACGUGACACCAGCAGAAGUAUAAACAAAUCAUAUGUUUAUAUCAAUGUUAAAUCCUUUCUGACUUACACUUGAAUAUAAAAUGUACUUUUACCCACUAGCUUAUCUCACGAGAAUCUGAGUAAUUCCAGAAUGAUUUAGGCCCUUACCAUGAUCUGGUCAUCCUAGUUUACAUUCGUAACUUAAAAAGGUGUUCCAUCCAUACUUUCAAAAAUAUAAGUAUGGGUUAUAAAAGCAGAAACAGAUGUCUUGACAGUUACUUUUUUUUCUUCUUUUUCUUUAAGCCUGUUGAUUAUUGUUGCUCCAAUUGACAGUAUUUAAAGCCUACUGUCUAUUGGAUGGUAAAUAAGUGUCGAUAAAACUCAAUAAAUUUGGCUUACAAAAAAAAAAAAACAUGCACUUUUAAAAUAUGUUUCGCUUUUACAGGUCUGGCUAUGUGGUGGUUUAGUUGAAAUCAUUCCAUGCUCUCGAGUUGGCCACAUAUAUCAAAAUAAUUCCACGUCCAAUACCCUUCCAAAUGAGGCCGUACUAAGGAAUAAAAUUCGAAUUGCUGAAGUAUGGAUGGACUCAUAUAAGGACAUUUUCUAUCAGCACGUUGGAAAAGAAUUACCAAUAACAAAGGUAUGACAUAUCAAAUGACUUCAGUACCAGCCAAAUUUAUGAAUAGGAUCUAAAUACAGCAUCAUUAGCCAUACCUUACUGAUGCAAUCUACAAGGGGUUUUGGUGUGUAUUAUGUAAACUAUGCUUCCGGCGCUUUUUGACGUUCCUUUUUCUCUUUGGUUUCAGAUUGAAAAGGCUGAAAUUAAUGAGCGUGAACAGCUGAGGCUAAGAUUGGGCUGCAAAGAAUUCCAGUGGUUUUUAGAUAACAUCCAUCCAGGAAUAAACACUACUCUUUCCGUGCUGGGAUCCUCUGGACAAGUAACGCUGUUUUUUAUUUGAUAUAUUGAGGGUAAAUGAAAUCAGUUGUCUAGUGGAAUGAAUAGCUUACUAAAAGUAUUUUUUUUUUUAAUAGUUACAAAUAGAUAAAUAACUUACAAAGUCAUAUUUGUUAAAGCGGGCUGUGCAAAAAGAAAAUCAAAGCUAAAAUAACGUUUGCAUAAAAUAUAUAGUUAAAUAUAUUACAAAAUCGAAUUCAAAAUGUUAGCAAAUCAAAAUAUACGGUAAUUAUGCAAAUGGUACUUAGAUUGCUGCAGGGAAUUGGCUCUGUCAAUGGAGGAUCCCAGUCUUGCGGGAUCCUCCAUAGACCUCAGUUCUGUACUAUUGAGCAUGCGUGAGAUUACAGAAGUGACGCCGGAGCUGAAGAGAACUCAUCGGAACAAGAUGGGGCAGCCGAAAGGGACAGGUAAAGAUAAGUAAAUAUCACCUUUAGCAACCCCUCCCCCUCUGCCACCGUAACCUCAGCAGCAAUGUCACCGUCAGGGGUCUUUGCAAACUUGCCUUUUACAUAUUACAUGACUGCUGACCCAUAUUCCAUCCCCACCGCUGCCCCCAAAUAAUACACUGGACACCUUUUAGUGGAUAAGGGCAACGGCCACAGCUUUAUUAAACAGUAAACUUAAUUGUUAAUUCCUGCCAGCUGUUGGGUGAGGACCCAACAGGCAGUUCACCUCCUUUGUUGUCCAUGAGCCCAACACAGCCGUCGCUAGCCAUCAGCCUUGCGCCGACUGUCGUCUCCCCAAUGUGACCUUGCGUCAUAGUCCUUUCCUUUUCGAUUCCGCUGUCCAGGGAAAACCGCCAGCUGUGACAAUGAGAAAAACAACACGAAAAAACCACCAACACCACAAACAAACAAAAAACCAGGGAGGGAGGCUGGGAAAUUCAACCAGGGUAAUGACAAUCUCCUUCUGACUGGUAAGUGUCCUCCCCUGCUACCCCCCUUAUAAAUCCUUCCAUCUUUGCAACAUUGUUGCUACCAUUGUACCAUCCCACUAUCCUGGGCAGCAGUCAUGCUCCCCCUUCCCUAUUCUGUCCAGGGGGACACUUGACUGCUGACCCAUAUUCCAUCCCCACCGUUGCCCCCAAAUAAUACACUGGACACCUUUUAGUGGAUAAAGGCAACGGCCACAGCUUUAUUAAACAGUAAACUUAAUUGUUAAUUCCUGCCAGCUGUUGGGUGAGGACCCAACAGGCAGUUCACCUCCUUUGUUGUCCAUGAGUCCAACACAGCCGUCGCUAGCCAUCAGCCUUGCGCCGACUGUCGUCUCCCCAAUGUGACCUUGCGUCAUAGUCCUUUCCUUUUCGAUUCCGCUGUCCAGGGAAAACCGCCACCGCGAAGCCGACCUGCCGCCGCCUGACCUGCGCCGGCUUCGCGCCCCCUCGCAGACAGCGCCAUCUCAAUGCCCGACUGCAGCCCCACAUUAAAAAUGUCCAGCCCAAUGGGAUUCAAAUGAACCCCAUCCGGACGCAUGACAUCUGAAUUAUUCCCCUCCAACUCAAAGUGCCGUACCACUAUUCCACCCAAACUACGCACAAAGCGCGAAAUAGCAACAUUAAUCUUGCGCCUACAACGUUCAAACGCCUUCCCAUAACCACCCACUUGCCACACUGGACGGGGCACUAUCUCUGACCAAAUCAACGUCAAGUCACGAAAAAGCGCAAAACAGUGCGCUAGAUCAUGACGCAUGUCGUGAAUGAGAUCCACCGACCGCCGUCGGCCAACAUCAUUCCCGCCUGUGUGCAAUAUCAGCGUCACGGGUCAGCUGCAUAACGAGGAACUUGGCCUACAAAACAAGGAAUAACGGUUAGACUUAAUUGUGUACAGAGGCAUACCAUCACAGCAAAUGAGGGCGCACGUAAAGCUGAAAUCGCCCCGACUCCCAGCGCCCCAGGCGCAUAAGCUCCUCCUUCGGAAAACCCAGUUCGCUCGCCUGUGUUGCCGCUCCAAUUCUAAAUGAAUCCGUGGAGUAUAACCUGGGGUCCCCCCCCAAUCUAACAAUACAACUCCGCAAGAGGCUCGCAAAUUGAAAACGGCUCAGGGAGGCCCCAUUAGAAUGGACCAGCAGCGAGCCUUCAGCGCCGCCCCUGGCGCCCAAGUAUGCCCGCACCAAGUACCCCGGACAAAAUACACCCCCAGUGAGCCCUAUACGGACUCUCGCUCCCGUACCCGCUUGAUCCGUCUUGGACCGACGAAUCAACAGCGUAACGCAGUCUGGUGUCACUGAUACGUCGGAAAGCCUAAGGGGUGACACUGAACUCAACCUGGGGGCAACCAGCUCACCGAUACGCAGCGCCCCAAAGAAGCACAAGGAGAAUGCCACCCGAAACAAAAGUACCUCAUACGCAGAGCUACACACAUCUGGAAGAACUUCCAACAGCUGGAACAGCAUGUCCCCCGAGAUCGGUCGCCGUUUGUCAGGAACGCGGCGCUUUUUCCACCCUUUCAAAAUACGGGAAACGCAGAAAGCCUUGGUGACAUCCGACCAUCCUAAAAAAUGAAAUAAAAAAGAGAGAGCAGCCAGCGAUUGCUCAGCUGCUGCAGACGACCUACCUCCGGCACACAAAGACUCCAGGAAUGACAGCGUAAGGGUCAAUCUGCCGGAGUCUGACGCCACAUCCCCGUUCCUACCCAUGGCCCACCAGCGAUCCCAUACCGCGGAGUAUGCCUUCCACGAAGACUCCGAUAAGGACCCUCGGAUCAAUCGCCUCAGAUGUCCAAAACCAGGUCCCACAAGUAAGGCGGACACGGGGUUCCCGUCGGCGCCGCCUCCGGAGCCGCCUCCUGAAAACGGUCCCACUGAAACCGAGAAAGAGAGUCAGCAAUGACAUUGUCCACCCCGGGAACAUGCCAAGUUACCAACCACAAAUUACAUUGAAGACAGAGUAGCACUAGACGCCUGAGCAAUGCCAAAACCGGAGGGGACCCAGACGUGGAACGAUUGAUCACCUGGACCACACUCAUGUUGUCCGUGUGAACAAUCACCUUCCUGUGCGCCAAGCCCGAACCCCAUAAUUCUACAGCAACCACAAUGGGAAACAAUUCAAGAAACGCCAGGUUACCCAUCAGCUCCGAACCUCGCCAGGUGGACGGCCACUCCGCCGCGCACCACUUUCCCCGAAAAUAGGCUCCAAACCCUAUGGACCCCGAUGCGUCAGUAAACAGGUCCAAUUCACCGUUCGACACCUCCGAGCGCAACCAACAAGAAUGACCAUUGUACGUACCUAAAAAGGCGCUCCACACCUGUAAGUCCGACCGCAGUCGACUUGUAAUCCGGAUAAAGUGAAAUGGCUGUUUAACCCCCACUGUAGCCAGGGACAAGCGACGACAGAACGCUCGGCCCAUAGACAAAACACGGCAAGCAAAGUUCAGAUGACCCAAAAGCGAUUGCAUUAGCUGCAGCUGAACUUUGUUGGAGCCCUUGACUCGGUCAAUAAGGCAGAGUAACUGACCCAGCUUGUCCUCUGGUAAUCGAAAGACCAUCUCACAAGAGUCAAUCUCGAUCCCCAAGUAAGACAACUUACCCACCGGUCCGAACGUCUUGUCUAUCGCCACCGGGACACCAAAUUCUGAUGUAAUCUGCCGAAAUGCCGACAACAAAACCGCACAGUCGUUGCAAUCACCAGACCCGACAAACAAAAAAUCAUCCAGGUAGUGGGUCAACGAGGACAAACCCGACACCUGAGACACGACCCAUUCCAAGAAUGUCGCAAACAUCUCGAAAUAGGAGCAGGAUAUGGCACACCCCAUGAGCAAACACAUAUCAUAAUAAAACAAACCAUUAAAUUGACAACCCAGAAGAUGGAAACAGUCCGGGUGAACCGGAAGCAAACGAAAAGCCGACUCGAUGUCCGAUUUUGCAAGCAAUGCCCCUGACCCUGCGUCUCUCACUAACUCCAGGGUCCUGUCAAAGGAAGCAUAACGCACCCUGGACACUUCUUUAUCAAUAUCAUCAUUCACCGACCCGCCUGAUGGGUAGGACAGGUGGUGAAUGAGACGAAGACCCCAGGCUCUUUCUUAGGGACCAAGCCCAGGGGGGACACUCGCAGGUUAGGAAAUGGGGGCUCAGAAAACGGUCCCGCCAUGCGGUCCAAGGACACUUCCUUGUACAAUUUUUGCUCAAGAAUAUCCUCCCUACCCAAAACCGAAUGUAAAUUGACCGCAAACGACUGCGCCUCAGAAAAAACAAACGGAAUCCAAAAACCAAAUAAAAACCCGUCUAAUAAAAUACCGGCUUCUCGCCGUUUAGGAUACCGGUCUAGCCACGGGCGCAUCCUUUCGACGCUCACCGGCGUCCUCCUGUCUAGGAACGUCAUCCUUGGGGCGCACCCCCGCCUUUCCUUUCUUGAAACAGCGUAGAGCGGGAUGUGCUCCGCCACAGUGCGAACACUCAUGCCGGAACCUGCAUGAGUUGUACCACUUACAGUGGGACUCAUUAAAGAGCCAACAGACUCCCCUGCGCUGCCCCGCCGGCGCACUAGCCAGCGCGCCGGCUGUCCCUGGAAAGGGGGAGGGCCGGCAAGGCGUCAUCAACAGCAGCCAUAAGCUGCCAUCCUGUACACCAAAAUCCAUGCCCUCGCUAACCGCCAUCUUCUGCCGAAACUGCUGGUCGUAUCGGUACCAGCAUAUUCAACCAGGGUAAUGACAAUCUCCUUCUGACUGGUAAGUCUCCUCCCCUGCUACCCCCUUAUAAAUCCUUCCAUCUUUGCAACAUUGUUGCUACCAUUGUACCAUCCCACUAUCCUGGGCAGCAGUCAUGCUCCCCCUUCCCUAUUCUGUCCAGGGGGACACUUUACAUGGUUAUAUAGUUUAACCUUUCUCACAUCUAUUUUUACUGUUGAUCCAAAAAAGGCAAAAAACCCAAUUUAAAGCCCUUUCCUAUUUUGCAACAAACUAGGAAAAAACAUCCUUCCCGACCCCAGAAUGUCAGUCAGACCUCUCCUUGGAUUAAGAAGCUGUUACAUUAGAUCAAACAUCCUGAAAUCUGCAGUUUAAAACAUUAUAUGUUAAAGGACAACUGUCACUUUAAAAGGGACACUAUAGGCACCCAGAACACUUCAGCUCAUUGAAGGAAGUGAUCUGGAUGCACUGUCCCUAUUGCACUUAGUGCUGCAAUGUUAAGUCUGCCUCCGGUGUCUGUCUGGAUGUUAAUGGACUUUCGGUCCUAUAACUGAUGCUGGACAUCCUCACGCUCUGCAUGAGGGCAUCCAGCGUCAGCUAUUUCCCCACAGGAAGGUAUUGAUUCAAAGCUUUCCUACGGGGAGGCCUAAUGCGUGUGGGGCACUCGUCGCGCAUGUGCAUUAGAGCCCGCUCGUCGAGGGACAUUGAAAGAGGCGGAGCCGCAACCUAGCGCUGAGGGGAGGGGGGGCGCGAGGGAGGAGGGGGUGGGGGCAGAGGGAGCUAUAGUCCAAGGAAUACAGCUUUGUAUUCCUGGCACUAUUGUAUCCCUUUAAAACUAUUUUUUUUAUAUAAAUAUCUUUUCAGCAAGUUUUGAAAGGAAGUAAAUCAUAUGUUAAAUGAAGUAUAAGUAAACAAAAUUAGAAAAACUCAUCCCUGCCUUUAGUAUAUGACAGGAUCCUUCAGCCAUAUACAUACACCUUGGGUCAGACAGUUAGUCUCUAUGGUCUUCCAUGUUUCACUCUCUGCACAGUGACAUUAUCAGACCGAAAAACUGUCGAAUCCAAACACUGUCUGACCCAAGGUGCAUGUAUAUGACUGAAGGAUCCUCUCCAUUUCAUUUUAAAACUUGAUAAAAGGAUUAUUAUAUUACUCUGGUUUCCUAUAGGAGUCAAUUCAAAAUACUAAUCCAUACCUAUAAAACACUGAACAAGUCUAGCCCCUGUUACAUUUUCUAAUUGCCUAAUUUAUUAUUAAAUCUCGACCUGAUAUAAUAUUAUAUAUUGUAAAGCGCUAUAGAAUAUGUUGACACUAUAUAAAUAACAACAAUAACUAGUUUUGAGGCGACAGCUGUCGAUUGACCUUCAGUUUUAAAACAUGAUGUAAAUAAUUCACUAAAUAGUAUGCAGAAAGAAAUAAAAAAGAGAAAAAUUAUUCUUCAAGAUUCAAUAAUUCUGCUUUGCAAGACGUUUCAGACAGUCGGUGUCACCUGAUAUAAGCAUGAGUGAGCACAGGGUCCUCGAUGCAAGACUUUACAUAGUGCCCUAUUUGGAUGUAACUAAAUUUCUGGCAAAAGACCCAUUGUGGGCUAUACCCAGGCAUUCUGUUAAUGAGUCUGUUGAGUGGGUUACUAUAAAGAUAAUCCACAGGAGAUAUGGAGAGAAAAUCCACCAUCAAAACAGAAGCACUGGGGUGUUUUUCACCCCAUGGCCCCCCCCCCCCUCUUAGCUCACCCCUGCAUGCACUGCACAACCAUGUAAAUAAAGCUGUGAACAUCAUACACAGUGCUUGUGAGGUCACAAGCUCAUUAUGAGCAUUUACCUUGAUUUUAGUGCAAGCUAUCCUGGUUAAGAAGCUGAAUUGUGAAAUUCUCUAGGACAGUGAUGGCGAACCUUUUUGAGCCCGAGUGCCCAAACCGCAAUACAUGCCAACAUUUUUCUCCUUAAAGUGCCAACACGGCAAUUAAACCCAAAUACUGAGGUUUAAGUUUAGAAAAAAACAACUCGUACUGUUGUCCGAACUAAUAACUUUUGUUUUAAAAGAACACAGAGAGUUCAAUGAUACAAAUUUUAAAUAAUGAUAUAAAUAGAUAAAUUUAAGCUUAUAUUUAUUAGUAUCUUCAACAAAUGCAAUACAUACACAGUCUGCUGAAUACACACACACAAGACUGUUGAAUACAGAGACUGAUGAAUACACACACACACAGACUGCUGAGUACACACACACACACAGACUGCUGAGUACACACACACACAGAUUGCUGAGUACACACACACACACAGAUUGCUGAGUACACACACACACAGAUUGCUGAGUACACACACACAGACUGCUGAAUACACACACACACACAGACUGCUGAAUACACACACACACACAGACUGCUGAGUACACACACACAGUCCGCUGAAUACACGCACACACACACAGACUGCUGAAUACACGCACGCACACACAGACUGCUGAAUACACGCACACACACACAGACUGCUGAAUACACACAUACUGCAUUGAGGUGGGGGGUGCGUGUGUGUGUGAGUGUUGUAUGUGAGGGGUGCUGUGUGUGUGUGGGGGGGUGCUGUGUGUGUGUGUGCUAUAUGUGUAAGGGUGCUGCGGGGAGGUAGGGGUACUGUGUGUGGGGGGUAGGGGUACUGCUGGGAGGGUAGGGGUACUGUGUGUGGGGGGUAGGGGUACUGUGUGUGGGGGGUAGGGGUACUGCUGAGGGGUUAGGGGUACUGCUGGGGGGGUAGGGGGUUACUGCUGGGGAGGGGUAGGGGUUUCUGCUGGGGGUUGGGGUACUGCUGGGGGUUGGGGUACUGCUGGGGGUUAGGGGUACUGCUGGGGGGUAGGGGUUACUGCUGGGGAGGGUAGGGGUACUGUGUAUGGGGGUGGGGGUACUGCUGGGGAGGGUAGGGUUACUUUGGGGAGGUAGGGGGUUACUGCUGGGGGUGGGGGUGCUGUGUGGGGUUAGGGUGCUGGGGAGGUGGGGUUACUGCUGGGGGUGGAACUGCUGGGGGUUAGGGGCUGUGCUGGGGGGGGGGUACUGUUGGGGGAGGGUGGGGUUACUGGGAGGUGGGGGGUUACUGCUGGGGGGUUAGGGGUACUGCUGGGGGUUAGGGGUACUGCUGGGGGAGGGGUACUGCUGGGAGGGAGGGGUUACUGCUGGGGAGGGUAGGGGUUACUGCUGGGGGGGUAGGGGUACUGUGGGGGUAGGGGUACUGCUGGGGGGGUACUGCUGGGGAGGGUGGGGGUUACUGUGUAUGGGGGUAGGGGUACUGCUGGGGGUUAGGGGGCACUGUGUAUGGGGGGAGGGGUUACUGCUGGGGAGGGUUAAGGGUACUGCUGGAGGGUUAGGGGUACUGCUGGGCAGGGUAGGGGUUACUGCUGGGGGGUUAGGGGUUACUGCUGGGGAGGGUAGGGGUACUUCUGGGGGGGUAAGGGUGCUGUGUCAGUAUACAGCGAUCCCUGGUGGUCCGGUGGUGGUAAGAACUGCAGGGGGAGGGCUCCAGGAAGCAGCUCCCCUGUCCUCCCGCGCAAUGCUGUGUGAAGCGUUGCCAUGGUAACGUGCGGCAACGCUCCACACAGCAUCGCGCGGGAGGACAGGGGAGCUGCUUCCUAGAGCCCUCCCCCUGCCUCCCGACCCGGAAGCAGAGUAGGCGCCUGCCGUUUUGGGCAGGCAGGCGCCUACUCUGCAGUGAUGGCGAACCUGUGGCCGCGUGCCCACAGAAAGGGCCCGGCGUGCCACCUGUGGCACGCGUGCCAUAGGUUCGCCAUCACUGCUCUAGGAGGUACUAGUCGGUUAUGUUGUUUCUUCAAAAAUCAUAAAACCUUCGCUGUUGUGGUUAUGAUGCUAGGAGUUCCCUCCCAGAGUAAAUAAUUAAACCAUUUAAGGCUGAAUCAGCCAAUGCUCUCAGCCACUGAAUCAGCCCUGAACUACAGUGUAUAACUCAGUAGAGCUAAUGUAAGCUCCUUGCAGGAGCUUCCUGCAGCAAGGGAGGUGGCAACACGUGCCCAGCGGGACUCAGCUAAGUUAUUAAACCAUUCUUAAAUGGUUUGAUUACAUAUUCUGGUAGGGUGCCAGGGCACUCCUGCUUGAAGUGUUCUUUUAAAUAGUCUCAGCUUAUUAAGCAUUUAGCUUUUCAAUGUAUUUAUAGUUUUCCUGUAACAAAUGUUAGGAAAUUGCUAUUAUUAUGCGUUCAGUAAUAUCUGCUAUUUUACAGCCCUCUUUAAAUCAUGUCAUCCUUCUAUACCAGUGAUGGCAAAACUAUGGCAUGCAUGCCACAGGUGGUACGCCGGGCCCUCUCUGUGGGCACACGGCCAUAGGUCGCGGGGGGAGGGGGCCGCUGUCUGUCUGCAGCAAUGCAGAGUAGGCACCUACCUGCCCAAAACGGUAGGUGCCUACUCUGCUUUCUGUCGGGAGGACACAGAAGCAGUGGGAGGGACCUAGGAAGCAGCUCUCCUGUCCUCACGCGAGCAAUCUGUCUGGAGCGUUGCCGCGAGUUACCAUGGCAACGCUCCAUACAGCAUCGCACCGGAGGACAGGAGAGCUGCUUUGCAGACAUAUACUUACCACCACCAGACCACCAGGGCUGGCUGUUUCCCCCCUCCUUCACCAAAGGUAAGAAGUAGGGAGGGGGGGGGGGAAUAAAGAUUUAAUAUAUCUUUUUUUAUGUAUCUUUACCGCCACCCCCACCACACAGUACCCAUACCCUCCCACACACAUUACCCCUACACUCCCCCCACACAGCUCCCCUACCCCCUCACACACACAGCAUCCCUAACCCUCCCACACACAGCACCCCUAACCCCCACACACAGCAUCCCUACCCCCCACACACAGCACCCCUCAAAUACACACAGCACCCCUCACACACAAACACAUACACUGCACCCCUCAAUGCAGUAUGUGUGUGUGUGUAUUCAGCAGUCUGUAUGUAUUCAGCAGUCUGUAUGUGUAUAUAUUCAGCAGUCUGUGUGUGUAUGUAUUCAGCAGUCUGUGUGUACUCACUAGUGUGUGUAUUCAGCAGACUGUGUGAGUGUAUUCAGCAGUCUGUGUGUGUGUGUGUGUAUGUAUUAGCAGUCUGGGUGUGUAUGUAUUUAGCAGUCUGUGUGUGUGUAUUCAGCAGUCUGUGUGUGUGUAUAUUCAGCAGUGUAUGUAUUCAGCAGACUGUGUGUAUGUAUUCAGCAGUCUGUGUAUGUAUUCAGCAGUCUGUCUGUAUGUGUAUUCAGCAGUCUGUGUAUUCAGCGGACUGUGUGUGUGUCUUCAGCGGACUGUGUGUGUAUUUAGCAGUCAGUGUGUGUGUGUGUGUGUAUUUAGCAGUCGGUGUGUGAAUGUGUUCAGCAGUCUGUGUGUAUGUAUUGCAUUUGUUGGAGAUACUAAUAAAUAUAAGCUUAAUUUUAUCUAUUCAUAUCAUUAUUUGUAUCAUUGAACUCUCUGUUGUUGUGUUCUUCUUUUAAAACAAAAAUUGUUAAUUAGUUCGGACAACUGUAUGAGUUGUUUUUUCUAAACUUAAGACUCAGUAUUCAGGUUUAAUUGCCGUGUUGGCACUUCUAUACAAUCAGCAGUUUACUACACAGCAGUGAUAUCAUUGACCACAAGGUGGCACUUGGCAUUACUGAAAUUUAAAACAAUGCUAUUGCAGUGAGAACAUUUUUUAGUUGGCAGCAAAAAACAAAUGUAAAAAUAUAUUUUUGUAGAUUUGCUCUUUAUAUUUUGUGGAAGUGUGGUGUGAUGAUGUAAAAAAUGAAAAAUGUAAACUGAAAAAUCACUUCAUUUUCUAACUGUGUAUUUCUAUUCUUAAAAUAAAAAAUAAAAUAAAAAAAAGAUUGUCGAAAAAUUAAAAAUUAGGAAAUGCCAGCUAUUUUUAUGGUAGGUAAAGGUUUUCGUAAAAAUCACAGUAAAUAUGUGGAUGACAUAAGCUAAAUGAUCAUCAAGAAAAAAAGACCCGUCAGGCUCGAAACGUCGGUCGAUUUUUGUAUACACCUAAUGGAUUAAUAAAGCGCAUUUUUUCACUUUGAUGAAGACCUGUGAGUGCAUCCCGUUUUUCUUAUUUGCUUACAUAGAUAUAUAUAUAUACACACACACAUACUUCAUAGGUAUUUUGUGCUUAUUUGAUUUACAGUCCACAAUAGUAAUAAUGGCUUUUGUCACCUGAUACUGUACUGUCACAAUUUCUAAUUAGUGGAAGGAGUUUACAUUUAAUUUGCAUGUUUGGAAUAACUUGAGCAGUAUCCAUCUAUUUAUUUGUGGCGGAGUUCCCGUACUUGAACUGAACACCUCUGCCCAGUCCACUUCCCAGCUGCUUCCAGGAACCCGGCAGCCCCAGUCACCAAAGUCUGACUAGGGUCUCUCUGGAGCUCUUUCCUUCCAGGCAGGUAUCGUCACCUCUGCAGUCCUUCUUCCAGCCAGGUAUCGUCCCCUCUCCCUAUUCCUCUGCAGUCCUUCUUCCAGGCAGGUAUCGUCCCCUCUGCCUAGUCCUCUGCAGUCCUUCUUCCAGGCAGGUAUCAUCCCCUCUGCCUAUUCCUCUGCAGUCCUUCUUCCAGGCAGGCAUCGUCCCCUCUGCCUAUUCCUCUGCAGUCCUUCUUCCAGGCAGGUAUCAUCCCCUCUUCCUAUUCAUCUGCAGUCCUUCUUCCAGACAGGUAUCAUCCCCUCUGCCUAUUCCUCUGCAGUCCUUCUUCCAGGCAGGCAGGGCCGCCAUCAGGGCAUGACAACCAUAACGGUUGUCAUGGGCCCAGCGGUCCUGGGGGGCCCUGAGACCCGGUAUGGACCCAGUGUGGCCAGCCUCUUCUCCUGGGGGGCCCAGCAGCCGGUCACCUCAGGGCCCCCCUGAGGCUGGGCCUGGUGUCACCUGGCGGGCAGGUGCGCGGGUGCACGAGGGAGCACUCUCCCCUGAGUGCUUCCUCUUCAGCUCCCUCAUGCACCGCACUGAUGCAGGAGCCAGAAGAUGACGUCAUAUUCCGGCGUGUGUUAGAGUGUGUUAGAGUGUGUGUGUUAGUGUGUGUGUGUUAGAGUGUGUCAGUGAGUGUAUUACUGUGUGUGUCUGUUACUGAGUGUGUUAGUUUGUGUGCGUCUGUUAGUGAGUGUGUGUAUGUCUGUCAUUGAGUGUGUGUCUGUCAGUAAAUGUGUGUCUGUUAGCUAGUGUGUAUGCGUCUGUUCGUGAGAGUGUGUGUGUGUGUGUCUUAAGCACUUACCAUUCUCCAGCGCCGGACUCAAUUGGCGCUGGGGAUCUCUCCGCCCUGAUCCGCCUCUCACCUCUGAGUGCGCAUGCGUGGCAAGAGCCGUGCGCACAUUCAAACCGCCCAUAGGAAAGCAUUACUCAAUGCUUUCCUAUGGACGUUCAGUGUCUUCUCACUGUGAUUUUCUCUGAAACUGCUAUGUUUUCAGCUGCAGGGUUAAAACUAGAGAGACCUGGCACCCAGACCACUUAAUUGAGCUGAUGUGAUCUGGAUGUCUGUAGUGGUCCUUUAAGUGUAUCUGCAUGCAUUGGCGUACAUACCGCAGUCGCAGGGGUCACAGCCCUGCGACCAGGUGCCCGCUGCCAUGUGUUGCGACCCAAGCCCGCGCAGAGUAAGCGCACGCGGGGGGGGCCCCAUGGAUCAGUUUUCACACCGGGGCCCCAUGGGUUGUGUGUACGCCACUGCCCACAUUAGCUAUGUGCACACAUAUAUAACGAUUAACGCUAUAUGUGUGUGCACUGCGGGCCCCCCGCUACCUGUAUUCCGCAGGGGGCCCAGCACACUUGAAAUAUACUGCCCAGAUGCUCUACUCUGUCUAAGUCUCGCGAGCGACGCGAUCGUCAGAGCGUUGCCAUUGCAACGCCCCGCAUGGCUCGCGAGUCUUCGACAGAGCAGAGCAUCUGGGUAGUAUAUUUCAAGUGUGCUGGGCCCCCUGCAAAAUACAAGUAGCGGGGGCUGCACCAUUCCUCAGGACCUCCAGCUCCAGGGCUCCAGCCAAUGUGAUCUCCCCCCUCCAUGGCCACAGGUGAGAUACAGGGAGGGGGGAAUAAAACAAUACAGUUAAUGGAUGAAAAAAAAAAAGUGUAGGCUUUUCCCCCCACAUUUUGCAGCCCCAUACAUUUACACACACUAUACACUAACAUUUACACACACUAUUCACUAACAUUUACACACACAAUACACUAACAUUUACAUACACUAUACACUAACAUUUACAUACACUAUUCAUUAACAUUUACACACACUAUUCACUAACAUUCACACACACUAUUCACUAACAUUUACACACACACUAUUCACUAACAUUUACACACACACUAUACACUAACAUUUACAUACACUAUUCACUAACAUUUACACACACUAUACACUAACAUUUACACACACUAUAUGCAAACAUUUACACACACUAUAUGCUAACAUUUACACACACUAUUCGCUAACAUUUACACACUAUACACUAACAUUUACACAAACUAUACACUAACAUAUACACACAAUAUUCACUAAAAUUUACACAAACUACAUCCUUACACAAACAUACACUCUGCAGUCACUACACACACUACACCUUUACACAAACACACACUCUGGAGGCACUACACAAACACACACACUCUGCAGUCACUACACACACUACAUCCUUACACAAACACACACUCUGCAGUCACUACACACACUACUUCCUAACACAAACACACACUGCAGUACCUACACAAACACACUUUGUAGUCACUACACACACUACAUCCACUACACAAAGACACACUCUGCAUUCACACACUGUAUUCACUAAACACUACAUCCACUACACACACUCUGCAUUCACUAUAAACACACACUACAUCCACUACACAAACACACACUCUGCAUCUAAUAUACACCUCAUACAUUACACAAAUGUACAAUCCGCAUCCAUUAUACACACAGCAUCCGUUAAACACACACCGCAUCCACUUAACACACGAACUCUGCAUCCACUAAACACAUUCUACAUACACUAUACACACCAGAAUCAGUACAGACACUGCAUCCCUGUGGGCAGACUCGGGCAGCACUUUGGGCAGACUCGGGUGCAGGCACCGGGGGGGCCCAGACCUUGAGCUGUGUCAGGGGCCCCAAAAUUUCUGAUGGCAGCCCUGCAGGCAUGUAUCGUCUCCUCUGCAACUUUCCUUCCAGGCAGGUAUGCAAUGCCUAGAAGGCAUUGGAUGCCUCUGCCUGCACUGUGAUUGCUCAUAUCUUUUUAAGGACUUUUGUGGCUCUCAUGUCUGGCUCUCUUUUUUAUUUGCCCUCAGGCUAGAGGGAUCGUGCAGCCAGCCAACAUAUCCAAAGACUCUGUUAAUGGAAUCCCUAAAAAAUUCACACAGGACAUACAAAAAAAAAAAAAGUACCUAGCAUUCUCAACUUUAUGUUUACUUGGGACUAGCCCAUAUGUUCAUAACAUUUAGAUUGCUGUGACAACUUCAAUAAAAUACAAAUAACCAAAUCAUACCAGACAACAUACAGGAACUUAAAAUAAUAUAAUGACAUACAGGGAGUGCAGAAUUAUUAGGCAAAUGAGUAUUUUGACCACAUCAUCAUCUUUAUGCAUGUUGUCUUACUCCAAGCUGUAUAGGCUCGAAAGCCUACAACCAAUUAAGCAUAUUAGGUGAUGUGCAUCUCUGUAAUGAGAAGGGGUGUGGUCUAAUGACAUCAACACCCUAUAUCAGGUGUGCAUAAUUAUUAGGCAACUUCCUUUCCUUUGGCAAAAUGGGUCAAAAGAAGGACUUGACAGGCUCAGAAAAGUCAAAAAUAGUGAGAUAUCUUGCAGAGGGAUGCAGCACUCUUAAAAUUGCAAAGCUUCUGAAGCGUGAUCAUCGAACAAUCAAGCGUUUCAUUCAAAAUAGUCAACAGGGUCGCAAGAAGCGUGUGGAAAAACCAAGGCGCAAAAUAACUGCCCAUGAACUGAGAAAAGUCAAGCGUGCAGCUGCCACGAUGCCACUUGCCACCAGUUUGUCCAUAUUUCAGAGCUGCAACAUCACUGGAGUGCCCAAAAGCACAAGGUGUGCAAUACUCAGAGACAUGGCCAAGGUAAGAAAGGCUGAAAGACGACCACCACUGAACAAGACACACAAGCUGAAACGUCAAGACUGGGCCAAGAAAUAUCUCAAGACUGAUUUUUCUAAGGUUUUAUGGACUGAUGAAAUGAGAGUGAGUCUUGAUGGGCCAGAUGGAUGGGCCCGUGGCUGGAUUGGUAAAGGGCAGAGUGCUCCAGUCCGACUCAGACGCCAGCAAGGUGGAGGUGGAGUACUGGUUUGGGCUGGUAUCAUCAAAGAUGAGCUUGUGGGGCCUUUCGGGUUGAGGAUGGAGUCAAGCUCAACUCCCAGUCCUACUGCCAGUUCCUGGAAGACACCUUCUUCAAGCAGUGGUACAGGAAGAAGUCUGCAUCCUUCAAGAAACAUGAUUUUCAUGCAGGACAAUGCUCCAUCACACGCGUCCAAGUACUCCACAGCGUGGCUGGCAAGAAAGGGUAUAAAAGAAGAAAUCUAAUGACAUGGCCUCCUUGUUCACCUGAUCUGAACCCCAUUGAGAACCUGUGGUCCAUCAUCAAAUGUGAGAUUUACAAGGAGGGAAAACAGUACACCUCUCUGAACAGUGUCUGGGAGGCUGUGGUUGCUGCUGCACGCAAUGUUGAUGGUGAACAGAUCAAAACACUGACAGAAUCCAUGGAUGGCAGGCUUUUGAGUGUCCUUGCAAAGAAAGGUGGCUAUAUUGGUCACUGAUUUGUUUUUGUUUUGUUUUUGAAUGUCAGAAAUGUAUAUUUGUGAAUGUUGAGAUGUUAUAUUGGUUUCACUGGUAAUAAUAAAUAAUUGAAAUGGGUAUAUAUUUGUUUUUUGUUAAGUUGCCUAAUAAUUAUGCACAGUAAUAGUCACCUGCACACACAGAUAUCCCCCUAACAUAGCUAAAACUAAAAACAAACUAAAAACUACUUCCAAAAAUAUUCAGCUUUGAUAUUCAUGAGUUUUUUGGGUUCAUUGAGAACAUGGUUGUUGUUCAAUAAUAAAAUUAAUCCUCAAAAAUACAACUUGCCUAAUAAUUCUGCACUCCCUGUAUUUAUAAAGGGGUGAGUAUAAAAUCUCUAUCCUAUCUGCAGAACUUGAAAUAUGCAAAUCUACCUGAAUAUGCAAAUAUGCAAACUUUGCUAUUCAGUUGGUGCAUACAGCUGUUGCUACCAACAGAGGGUGCUAUACAGGCUUCAUAGCCAUAUCCACCUAGUUGGUAGCAAGCAUUAGCAGGACAGGAGAGCACACAAAACAAUUAACAAUAAACAAACACAUAAUACAAAACCUGCACCUAUAAUGAGCACAGGGUGACUUAGACAUAGGAGUAGUCCAGGGUCCUACAUAAAGUGUUAGUCUGUAACCCCUGGUGAUGGUGACUAACGUCACACUAUUAAAGUGAGCAUUUAAAUUGUAUUUCAUAUUUAAGGCCAGAAUAGCUGAACUGAAAUCAUAGCUGACCUGGAGAACUUUUCCAGUUCAACUAUUUUGACCUUAAACUUGAACUUCACAAAGUGCAGGGUUAAACAACUUUCGGCACUUCAGAUGUUGAGGAUUACAUCUCCCAUAAUGCUCUUCAAACCAUAAUGCUGGCAAAGCAUGAGGGGAGAUCGAUAAUAUCCGUAUGUUGUAUAAUAUAGUAUAAUAUAGUCCACAAUAUCUGGAGUGCCAAAGUUUGACUAUCCCUGCUUUAGUUAAAAAAUAUUUAUAUAUAGAAAGAAAGACAUUGGAGAGGUAAAACACAGGCCUGGCAAGUAGACAUUCACUCCUAAUAAGUGUCCCAUUGACCCUUCGGGCUUGCCUUGCAGUGGCGAGUAACUUAACUUUGGCUAGUGAUAUAGGACUUUAAAUUGAACCCCGUGUAUGUUCAUAUAUAUUCAAAAAUUACUGUUGUGUAUCAUCUACAUAUCUCUAUAUCAUCAUAUCAUCUACAUAGCUACAUAUCGCAGCCCUCAAGCAGGACCUUGGAAAAGUUUGCCAUGAGCACAGUAAUUCCAAGAAGGUUUAAAUAACUAUGGUUAAAACAAUGUUCCAUUGCUAAGAUGAGGUCUGAAACUUGACACCUGUCUGUGUUAAUUUACAUUUCAAGAUAGGGAUUCUAGGAGAACUGCAAAAACAUGAUUUCUGUGCCCAAAACUGACGUUUCCCAAAGGUUCUAAUUGUGGAUACACAACAGUAUUUUUUAAUUAGCAAAUCUGUAGGAAAGUUUGUCUAUUUAUCUGUAUCUAUUCUAUCUGUCUGUCUGUCUGUCUUCUGUCUAUCUAUCUAAUGUUGUCCACUUUUGGCAUACAGGUCUAAUCAACAUGACAAAAAAGAAAGAUAUAUCUUUCCAUAAAAUGUAGCUAUAGAUUGUAUAUUUGAAAAAAUAAAGAAUUUAAAUAUAUAGAUUUCUUGGUGUUUUCUUUUAAUUAAAGGAUCACUACAGUGUCAGGAAAACAAAGCGGUUUUCCUGACACUAUAGUGCCCUGAGGGUGCACCCACCCUCAGGGCCCCCCUCCAAUGGCGCUGAAGGGGUUAAACCGGCGCUGGUGACCUCUCCUUCCCGUCUGACGUCAGCUCCCCUGUCCGACGUCACUGGAGCCUAAUGCGCAUGCGUGGCAAGUGCCGCACAUGCGCAUUCAAAGUAUCCAUAGGAAAGCAUUUCUCAAUGCCUUCCUAUGAACGCUCUGUGCGAUGGAGGCAAAAUUCCGGAAGACAGCCACUAGAGGCUGGAUUAACCCCAAAUGUAAACAUAGCAGAUUCUCUGAAACUGUUAUGUGUACAUGUGAAGGGUUAAAACCUGUUGCCACCCUAGACAAAGAAGUUCUGCAGAGGUAAAUGUGCCUUUUACUUUCACCGGGGCACUACUUGCCUAGCAAGCACUUCUGUAGCAAUUACAAGGCUCAAAGAAUGAAGGACUGUCACACUGAGAAGUGACAUUUCCGCUUUAAAUGCAGCUAUCUUAGUUAUCAUUGUACCCUUUUUUUGGUCAAUCUUUGUUUUAUUGAGGCAAUAAUAUAAGCAUACAAGUUUCAGAGUGAAUGCAGAUAGAACAAUAUAGAGAUUUGCAAUAGCAACAAUGUAUAGCAUUUGGCAAAAGCAAGCCUUUUUUACUUUUAUAUAAUGUGUGUGUAACGAAUGGAGCUGGCGGGUGAGAUUUGUGUUAGACAUGUCUUGUCAGGUGCAGGUACCCUGUUAGUGGCUAUUAAGGUUGAAAAGAAAGAAAAAAUAAAAGUAAGCGUUAAACACAUGGAUAUCAUUAUCAGACAGAUCGGUCAGUCGAUCACUGAGGCGCCGUAUUAUGUCUUAAUUAUGUGCGUGCAAUUUGGGCGCUAUCAUGAAUGGCACCUCUGUUGUUGUGACAGUUACCUGCAGAUUAUGGGGACGGAUAGAUUGAUGACCCCUAACCAAGGGGGACACGGAGGCGGAGUAGUGAAUACUCUCAAGAAUAUGGGGAUUGUACCCUUUUAACUGCCACAUUUAUUUACUUUGACAGAUGUUUAAUCUAGAUGCUGGCUUCUGUAUGGACUAUAAAUUCAGUCAUGAGAUUUCUGGACAACCUGUUGAACUUUCCAAUUGUGCGGACACAAUUACUCAGGUAUUAUGAUCAUAUUUAGUCCAAUUUCCUUAUUUAUACAUAUAUAAAGAGAGAGAGAGAAAGAGAGAGAGAGAGAGAGAGAGAGAGAGAGAGAGAGAGAGAGAGAGAGAGAUGUGCUUUUCAUACAAUGUAGCAAUCAAUGUGUUUAUUCUUUUGCAGAUUUUUGAGUAUAACCUGAAAGAAAUCCUAUAUAAAUCUGCAAGGUCUCUUUGCCUUGACGUUAGACAUGAACGGAUUAUCAUUGAAAACUGUACUAUCCUUGGGGAACCUGCAAGAAAGCCGUUAUGGAACUUUAGUGAGGUAUGAAAAAACAUUAAAAUGAUUAGUUUGCGUUCGUUCUGAUACAACUUCUCGUGAAGCCUUGUUUUACACAAUAUUUACUGAUAUAGCACCCAACACCGUGACAGCUUUCUAGUACUGCAGGUUUCAGUAAGUGGCUAUAGAUGUUGAGAAUUUAGAUUUACAGACUUUAAAAAGCCUCUGAUGUAAACUUUGUGAACCUAAUAAAAAUAUUUUACAAGGUUUUGUAUUUCAAAGUUGUGGAUACUGCUCUGAUUUAAAAUCCUGACGUGGGCUGUGUUGCCUAUAUUUUAAACACAGAUGCACCGUUUUGAAAUUAUAGCAUACCAAUCCUUUUAAGUUUUUUCAGGAUUUUUCCUUAAGUGUCGUUUUUAUUUUAUUUGUACAGGUUACCAGAAGCCCUGUCCAUUAAGAGUAUAUUUGAAGAGAAGGCCUAUAAUUUACAAAACUCUUGUACACUAUAAUUUCAUUUCCACUUUUUUGUUGGACACUGACUUGCAAUUGUGAAAACAUAAGCACUGUGGCAUUCAAGAACUGAUUUUAUAUUACAAGAAUGUUUCUGUUAGUAAUUUUUAAAUUUUAAUUGGUUUCUAUAGCAACUCAAAUCCAGACUAAUGUGCCUGUCAUUUAGGUGACGUUAAAGAGCGUAUGUUGACCUUUACCAAAAGCAUAAUAUAUUCAGUCUAUUACUUAAAAAAUUAUAAAUGUGAAACAAAUAUUUUACAAGAUACUUUUCUGUAAUAAAAAUGAAAGUAUUGUUUCUGGUAAUAGUUUAUAAUGGCUGUAAGUAGGCAACGUCUUGUGUCUCUCUUCAAAAUCUAAAUGUCCCUGAUUGACAAAUCUUGUGUGUUAGGGUUGUAUGGCACCCAAAACACUUACUCUGGACAUAUCUGCAUCUAUCUAUCGAUCUAUCUAGCUAUGUUCUAACUAUUGUUAAAAAAAAAAAAACACACUAGAGGAUCAGGAAUACAAACGUAUUCCUGACCCUAGAGAGUUUAAAAUGCAAUUUAGGCCCCUGCCGCCUCCCCACACAUAAAAAUGAUUAAAACUCACCUUCAUUCCAGUGCCACGGAGGUCUGCCGGUGCUUCCCUCCUGCUUCAGAUCCUUCUCAUUGGCUGACAUCAUUAGAAUUGAUGAUCUCAGCCAAUCUAAUGCUUUUACAUGGGAAAGCAUUGGAUUGGCUGAGAUCGUCAAAUCAGAUGAGCUCAGCCAAGGAGGCAGAUUGGGGGCGGAGCGAAAUGCCACUCUAACCAAUCAACAUCUCCUCAUAGAGAUGCAUUCAGCCGGUCUGAGCGGCUGCAACUGGACGUGUUUCUAGGCUGUAAUCUGAAAGGGCAGUAUUCACAUGAAAAUCCCUGCAGGUAAUGACUAUAUUCAUCAGAAAAACUACAUUAUGCUGUAGUUGUUCUGGUGACUAUGGUGUCCCUUUAAUUUUGAACUGUCCUACACUUUCACACACAUCUCAUAUUGGUUGUUUGCUUUGUUAUUUGCCAUUUGUACUGGAUUUUCCAAUGGAACCUUUUUUUGCUUUUACACUGUAAACUAGUAACAAACUCAACUCAAAAUCUUUUCUCUUCCAAACUCCAGGCUGGAUUGGUGAAACACAUUCCAUCUGGCAAAUGCAUUGAGCCUAUAAAUAGGAAUCCUGGCACAACUCUGCUUCUAAAACCAUGUAAUCACCAAAGAAAACAGCUAUGGAAAAUUAUACCUCUUUGAUCAAUCUGAGAUAAAAUAUGUAAUGUAUAAUGUAUGCAAAUAUUAGAAAAAGAAUCUUCAGUGCGGAUCUUCUGAUUUAACAAAUUUAUUUGACUUAACAAAAAUAAAUAAAAUAGGGUUUAUUUAGUAAACCAAGAUGUUUGGUAAAUUUAACAAUGAAUUGCAAAAUGCGGGCAAAAAGUGGCCAAGCAAUUGGAGAAUAUUUUGUCCAAAUAUUGCAGUUGUUAAAUAGUGGUAGUCAAGUCACACACUUGUUUAAGGAAGUGAGUUAACAAAUGCAAAUAUAUCUAUAAUGAGACAUCUUCUAGCUUGCAUAUAUAUAUAUAUAUAUAUAUAUAUAUAUAUAUAUAUAUAUAUAUAUAUAUAUAUAUAUAUAUAUAUAUAUAUAUAUAUAUAUAUAUAUAUUUAUAUGACACCACAUUAGGUGGUUAACAAAACAGAAUGUAAUAAUAUUUGUUCAAUUACUUGUUAACGUGUUACUUUUUGUAUGAAGGUUAGCAAGAGGGCUCUUCAGAUGUUCGGGCAUCUGAUACCACCUAGCCUGGGUAAUGCUGCGCAGCUAAGUAAUCCUGACGGACAUGAUGGGUUUGUUUAAGCAGGAUUGAGGUAGGGUGAGGUGGCGUUUUCCGAUAGACGGAGUGAGAAGGGCUGUAUGAGGGAAGGACUGGAUGGUGGUGUGAGACGUAAUAGUGGAACUGUAUGAUACAUGGUUGGAACAUGUGUGCAAGUAUUAAAGAACAAAAAAUAAAAAUCAUUUAUUUCAUGAAUGGUUAAAUACAGAGGUAAUUUCAUUUUAUAGAUAUAUAGUGCACACUGUUUGUGAAAUACAGUGAGGGGGGAAAAAAGUAUUUGAUCCCCUGCUGAUUUUGAACUUUUGCCCACUGACAAAGAAAUGAUCAGGACUAUAAUUUUAAUGGUGGGUGUAUUUUAACAGUGAGACAGAAUAUCAGAAAAAAAAAAAUCCAGAAAAACGUAUGUCAAAAAAGUUAUAAAUUGCUUUGAAUGUCAAUAAAUGAAAUAAGUAUUUGACCCCUUUGACUUAGUACUUGGUGGCAACAUAGAGGUCAGAUGUUUGCCACCAGGUUUGCACACAUCUCAGGAGGGAUUUUGUUCCACUCCUCUUUGCAGAUCCUCUCCAAGUUAAGGUUUCGAGGCUGACGUUUGGCAACUCGAACCUUCAGCCCUCUCCACAGAUUUUCUAUGGGAUUAAGGUCUGGAGACUGGCUAGGCCACUCCAGGACCUCAAUGUGCUAAUUCUUGAGCCACUCCUUUGUUGCCUUGGCUGUGUGUUUUGGGUCAUUGUCAUGCUGGAAUACCCAUCCACGACCCAUUUUCAAUGCCCUGGCUGAGGGAAGGAGCAUCUCACCCAAGAUUUGACAUUACAUGGCCUGUUCAUCGUUCCUUUGAUGCGGUGCAGUUGUCCUGUCCCCUUAGCAGAAAAACACCCCCAAAGCAUAAUGUUUCCACCUCCAUGUUAGACGGCGGGGAUGGUAUUCUUUGGGUUAUAGACAGCAUUCCUUCUUCUCCUAGCGAGUUGAGUUGAUGCCAAAGAGCUCGAUUUUGGUCUCAUCUGACCAAAACACUUUCACCUAGUUCUCAUCUGAAUCAUUCAGAUGUUCAUUGGCAAACUUCAGACUGGCCUGUACAUGUGCUCUCUUGGAUUUUGGUCCUUCACGGCUUAGUGUGUUACCAAUUGUUUUCUUGGUGACUAUGGUCCCAGCUGCCUUGAGAUCAUUAACAAGAUCCCAACAUGUAGUUCUGAGCUGAUUCCUCACCAUUCUCAUGAUCAUUGAAACUCCACAAGGUGAGAUCUUGCAUGGAGCACCAGACCGAGGGAGGGAGACAGUUAUUUUGUGUUUCUUCCAUUUGCGAAUAAUCACACCAACGGUUGUCACCUUCUCACCAAGCUGUUUGGCAAUGGUCUUUUAGCCAAUUCCAGCAUUGUGUAGGUGUACGAUCUUGUCCCUGACAUCCUUGGACAGCUCUUUGGUCUUGGCCGUGGUGGAGACUUUGGAAUCUGAUUGACUGAUUGCUUCUGUGGAGAGGUUUCUUUUAUACAGGCAACAAGCUGAAAAUAGGAGCACUUCCUUUAAGAGAGUGCUCCUAAUCUCAGCUUGUUACCUGUAUAAAAGACACCUGGGAGCCAGAAAUCUUGCUGAUUAAUAGGGGAUCAAAUACUUAUUUCACUCAUUGACAUGCAAAUCAAUUUAUAAAUUUUUUGACAUGCUUUUUUCAGGAUUUUUGUUGUUAUUCUCUCUCUCACUGUUAAAAUACACCUACCAUUAAAAUUAUAGACUGGUAAUUUUUUUUGUCAGUGGGCAAAAAUAUUCAUGCGACCACCAAGUAAAUAUCAUAAAUAAAUAUAAAAACAACAUUGUAAACAUGUUAUAUAGGAUGUUAGAUAUGACCAUUAUAGGAUAGACAGUUAUUAAAAUGGAAAAUAUUUUAUGUACACUAUGUAAGGGUAAAGUAAGAUGAUGCUGAUUCGCUAUCUAUAUCAUCUCUAUGAUGAAUGAUAUACUUAUAGUCAAUGGUGGAGAUUUCUGUGAAAGUGAUCCUGACGCGACAGGUUCGUUUUAAAUCAAAUCUUUGCUUGUGUACAGAGGGGUCAACAUUAAUUCUGAUUGUUAAAUGGGAAAUGUCAAAUUCUCAAAUUUUUUUAUAUUAUGUGUACAUAUUUGGUAUAUUUAACGAACAUGUAUUUGUGCAGUAGUAAAAAAUAAAAAAUAUCUUUAA